This is a messenger RNA of Xyrichtys novacula (pearly razorfish), 59566 nucleotides long. NCBI's taxonomy places the organism in Eukaryota, Metazoa, Chordata, Actinopteri, Labriformes, Labridae. The record is from the annotation of a GenBank genome assembly.
AGUUCCGGUGGUGUAGCAGCCGAGCGUAGCACACAUACUCGGGAUCUCCGUGUUGAUGAGCGCAAAUACGAAUAGCGGGUCGAGUCCGCCUGUCAUGACUGUCGAGUGACCGGAGCAGCGGUCAGUGUGACGCCGGCAGAGCACCGUGCUGCAGCCCGAGUGACAGCGUUUGGGCACCGCUGGAGCUUUUUGUUUUCGUGGGGAUUUUCAAAUGCAGAAGAGGCGUCUGGAGCUUCUGGAGGAGAGUACAAAUAUUUAGCCGGUUCCUUAUCACCCACGACGGUAAGUAGUGUGUUGAGAAGAAUUUUGCAAUGCCAGGCAUGAUAGUUUUUUGUGACAAAUAAUAAUUUAUCGGGAAAGAAGUGGUUUUACUCAACGGCAGGCUGCUUGUUACUGUAUGCAUUCAGGCAUCGUCGUUAUCCCUAACGUCCGUCAGAUAAAGUCAACUUGUUUCAAGUUUACAGCAAGUGUCUUUAAGAAAAUUUCCGACAGCAAGGCGAUCGAGUAGGAAAGGCAUGUUUUAUUUAACUUUAAGUCCAGUUAUUCUAUUGUAGUAGCUUGCUAUUGUACGCGCAAAUAUAUAUAGAGGACAGUGCUUAGAGUUGAAAACACUUUCUUAGUGAUAACAGAGAGAGCACCCCAACUUAAGGGGGGCUUAGCUACCCAGAAAGAUGACCCUGCUUUUGCAACGUCUAUACAUGGAGAGGACAGAUGGAUAGAUCAAUUGUCAAUCAAAUGUCCUUGUUCUAGUUAACUAGUGGUGAAAAAUUAAAAAAAAAUAAAUCAUCAUCAUCAUCAUCAUCAUCAUCAUCAUCAUCAUCAUAACCAUCAUCAUCAGUCAGCACAUUGAAAAGCGUUUAGGCCACUGUCUUUGGCUCCCUUUGAGUAGUUCAGGGCAGUAUGAGAAAGAUAAAAGGUGUACAUUUUUUUGUUCAACACUCCCCACAAUAAAUUUUUACCACGUAUUUCCAUUUUCAUUGAAAGAAGAGUCAAUCAAUCAAUCAAUCAAUCAGCAAGGCAGACUAAUAAGGUGUGCUUAUAAAGCAAACAUUUUUUACUUAAGUCACUGGGCUUUACAUGUCAAGCAAGUCUUGACAAUGCUUUUGUAGUUAUGCAUAUUAACUUGUACCUGAUCUAAGAUGCAACCGAACAGGUUAUCAGAUGCAGAGAAAAGACUCAUGAGUACCUGCUUUUUUCUGAGGUCAUGCAGGUCACUUUUAUUUGCUGCUUUCCAGUACACUGAGUUUGUUGACGUCGCUGUUAACUGUUGCCCGGUAGUUUUAUUUUUUUCUCCAUUUACUUACCUUGAAGGCAGCAGCAUAGUCUCCCUUCAUGAAGACACUAAACCUUGCCAUGAAAAGAGACCACUGUAAAUAUACCAUCUAGUGUACGGGAGCCAUUGUCCCUCAUCAGGCUUCAGUACGGAGAAAAAACCAAUACUACACAAUUUCAUCCCAUUAAGAAGACACAUACAAGGGUAGAUGUGUGUGUUUGUGUGUGUGUUUGUGUGUGUUAGUGGGCGACAGGCUGUGAAUGCGUUUGAGAGAGUACCCUGCCACUGAUUUGGAUGCGCCUCUAAUUCCUAUCAAGAUGAGAGCUGUCUGAACAGAUUUCUCUCAUCAUUAUUUGCUCUGAGAUUUACUUGCGCUUGUAAAUGGUGUUGAUUGAGGGUAAUUUGGCUUUUUAAUUGCUGAACAGCUGCCACACUCACUGCUGAUUGCCAUUGUAGACUUUCUCAGUAGAUCACUCAUAGGCCCCUAAAUGCCUCAUUAAAACCUUAUGCAGAAUCGCAUGGAACGUGAAGAGAAGGAGCCCUCAUAAUGUUUCACUGAUUUGUGUUUUAUCAUCGGAAAGGUCGUCUUAAUUAUCGUCAAUGUCAGCAAAUGCAAUGCUAAAACCAAGUGCAGUGAUGACUUUUUGAAAGUUGAAUAAGAGCUAUUUGUAGAUACACUGCAUGUAUUUCAGUCCUUUGAUGAAGAUGAACUCCAUAUGCCAGAGUAACAGAUCAGAAAGAGUCAGGAGACUUAUUUACAUGACUUUUAUCCUCUCUCUGCAGGAAGACAAUGUAACACACAUACUUUGCCUCCAGGUUGGUCAUUGCACAUCUGGACUCUCAUCUAAACAAAGCAGCUCUGGUAGAAAUAUUCUUCAAAAUGUCUUCGGCAGUACAACACAACCACUUAUCCAUGACAUUGGCUUAGUUAUUUUUUGACAUGUUGUCUUUUAUACCGGCUAAGAGACAUUUACAUUGAAUCUAAAGCUUGUUUUUUUUCUGGACAAGUCAGACAAUUACACCAUGAAUUAAUUAACAAAUAAGUGUUAACAGGUGAACCAAAAAAAGAAAAUGUUGAAGUCAAGCCACAAAAUGAAAAGAACAAUAUGAUUCAAGUCAACCAAGAGUGCAAACUUUUAGAAAGACAUGCAAGUACACAAUGCACAUCUGGACUUAUGUGUUUGAGUAAAAGUGAAAAAAAAAAAAAAAAAAAAAAAAAAAUAUAUAUAUAUAUAUAUAUAUAUAUAUAUAUAUGUAUAUAUAUAUAUAUAUAUAUAUAAGCUACAGAAUACUCUACGGUCCAGUGUAGAGCAUAUAGUUUAUUUAGCAGAGCAGACUUGGUAGAAAUACAAUAUAACAUUCAUACAGACAUUGAAACCAGGAUAUGAUCAGCUAAAUGCAACAAAUCAGUUUGCUUUUGUGACUAAGAAUGAGGCUUUUAUAUCUACAUUGCAACAGGUCCCUUCCCUGGAAGUUGCUAUCUUGUCAAAUUUUCACAGUAGUUUAGAAUGAAAAACUAGUAACAAACGUAUUUUCUGCAAAAUACAUGGGUAAGAAGACAAAGAAAAAGAAGAGGAAGAAAGCGGUUGUUGCCGUGCGCAGAAGUAUUUGAAGUCUUUUUGAUGGUAUAACAUCUUGACAAAUGAAGGUUCACAGUUAUUAUACAUAAGAGCAUCUAUCUUUACAUGGCUAAAUAUUUACAUCUCUACACACUCAGAUUUGCAUGUUUCAAAACUGCCUAGAAUGCUCAGAGUUGUGCUCAACAAACUUCAUUUAUGACAUUUAACUGUCUAAAAAUUGACAUUAUCAGUCUAAUUAAACAGCAAAGCAUUAAGACCAGCUUGGUAAAACACAAUUUUUUUAUGGGAAACCAAAUGCAUAAAGAUUGCAUUUUAGUUAUUUGUUAUUCAAAGACAUCAAAGUGAAAGCAGAAGCAUUUGCUGAUAUCAUGUGGUAAUAAAUACUAGUACACCCAACGUUACAGAAUUUUUAUCAGGCCAAACUGCCUUGCAUGCAUCUUGUUAUCCACCACAAAUGACCAACUUAGUUAACAACAAAAAAAUGCAAAAAAGUAUCAUAUCCAGCCAUCCAUAUCUAUCCAAGAAGUGGUAUGGUAGGGAUGUGUAUCUACCAAUAGGGUGUUUUGUACAUCCUGCAAUACAUGUUACACAGGCAUGUCAAAGAAGAAACAUGCAUAGGAGUGUAUUUAGGAACUGUCACCCCCAUGUCACCCCAAUAGGCAAACAUGCACUGUCCAAUGUUUGCCUAUUAGUUGGUUUUUCUGCGAUCUUUUGACACCAGAGACACUAAGCUCUGUCAGUUUCUUGACCACAGUGGAUUUUUUUUUUUCUGGAGAUCAGAAGACAAAAUUGCUUGCCCACAAAAACUGCUCAGCUAACUGAGUUCCUCUGAAGCCGUUUUGUGAGAGUGAUCAUUUAUUGCCUGGGCAUUGAUUUUUAAUUUUUUUUUUGGUCUGUCCAAAAAUCAAAAUAGACAAGGUUUAUCUGUUUGAAUGGUGCAUGCUCAAGGGGGAGAGCAGGGGAAUGCUCCUUUAAGGUCACCUUUUUUCUGUUUUUUAACUGUGAAAAAUGUAGGAAGUAGAUUCUUUAAUUUGUCAGCAAUACAAAAAUUGCAAAGAAAAAUUGAGUAGUGCAGUAAGUUCUAAAGGACAGUGGUUAUAAGCAGUAUUUGCAUUUGUUUAUUAUACACACACACACACACACACACACACACACACACACACACACACACACACACAAACACACACACAUAUAUAUAUAUAUUGAGAGAGAGAGCAAGAGAGAGGAGAGAGAGAGAGUUAUACGGUAUAACUUCUAAUAUCCAUAAUGUACAAAGUUAAAUAUUGUGGCCAUGGUUUGGCGUUGCUGAGUUUAUCUGCAUCUAAAUUAACCAUUCGUCAAAUCAAAGGCCUCUCUUUGCAUCAGGAUACAUAAAGGAUAAAAAUGUAUGAUUCACGUCAUUCAGAAGUGUUUUCUUUACUGCUGCAUUAUAAAAACCUUUCUCUUUAUCUUGCAGAUAUGUUCUUGUAAACAGACUAUAGACCCACUUUUUUCUACUGCAGCUUUAUGUUUUAAACAAACUUCCUAACCCAUUCUUUUCAGUUGUGUGGAUUGAUAUAUGGAUGUUCUCCACAGUGUCACUAACACAGGGUAGCAUGGGAGUAACUUCUGAAAAGAGGGGGAAGAGGUCUCAUUUAUAAGCCCUCUAAUCUGUUUAUAAUAAUCGGGUAAAUAUCAAUAUUCUGUUGGCAAACAAGUAAUUGUAUUACCUCCAAGUUAUAUCAGUAAUCAGCUGUUUGGACAUUGUGAUUAGUUAGUUAACCUGAUAAUGGAGGUCAUUACCAGAGCCGUAAAAGUUAUAUCAGACAAUUAAAGUCAGGUCUUUCAUAAAUUGUUUGGAUGUUUUUACAUAUAUUUUACACCACAGCAUAGGCCUGUACAAUCAGACUGUGAAGGUAAAAAAAAAAAACAGAAAUUAGACCUCUAAGUUCUCUGAGUGCUCCUAGUCAUUGUGAUUUUAGUCCUGUCCCCAGGAAAGUACACAUAAUUUGAAAUCAAACGUAUCAAAUCCUUUUAUCUAGUCAAAAUCCUCUUUGAUUCUGUUAGGAAAUGGUUGCUUUGAUUUGAAAGAGAAAGAUGUAAAAGAUAAGAUGGGGAUGAUCACUUUUAAAGGACUGUCAUUUAGAUUGAACUCUGCAGCGACACUGUCAGCAAGAGUUCAGCGCAAAGCCUCUGUUGUGAAACUGAUGUAAAGCCUGUGACUUACACAAACUCAGGGUGUUGUUGUACUCUCCUGGUUAUGUUUUAAUGAGUAACAAUUGUUUGCCAAUUUGCAUGUAAAACAAUAUAAUUAUAAGCAAGCAUCAAAAAGCUGUUAUACUUCUAAAAAAUGUAAAUUACUCUCCAUUAUAAAGCGCAACAAAACUUAAGCCAUGCCUUCCAGCUAGAGCCUCUAGGUUUUGGAUUCUUGCUUCCAUUAUUAAUGCUAUUCACAAGCCAAACUUUUUAGGUUGGUGCAGUUGGGCUCUUUAAUCUAUUUUUGCUGUAAAUUAAUGAAUUUUUAAAGAGGACUAGUCCUUGCUGAAUAGGGCUGGAUGUGGGGAUGUAGUUGGAGUCGUCAAGAUGCAGAGCUGUAGCCCCCUUUGCUGUGCAAAGCUUGAGUUCACAAACAGCAUCCCAUCCGUCUCCUGGGACCGCUCGUUGGGGGAGUAUGCCGAAAUGCUGCACUCCUAUGUUUUAUUUAUGACAAAAUAUGCCUUUUUAACUCCGGUGUUGUCAGAAUCUGGAAUUGUGAUAGCUUUUUCCUCGUCGGCAGUGCUAAGUCUUCUGGGCCGCUAACUCCCUCUACCUCGGCAGAUGUUUUCAGGUGUUGUGUUCUGUGUGGGCUAUAGUGAGUUAAAUAUUUUAUCCUAAGCCUUCAGGGAUUCAGAGGAACCUUCUGAUUUCCUCGCCUUCUUUCAAUCAGAUUUCCUUUCAGACCUCAGAAAACUGUGUGAACUAGUGUGUACGGUUUCAUUAAAGAUGCCACUUGAUUGACUUGCUUGACAUGGGGCAUUCGACAGUUUUCAGGGACUGCUGUCAUGGAUAAACCAUCUUCUUCUUUCAGUGGAGCUCUUUCUGCUGUUAUUUUUACUUUUCAAUCAUUAGUUUCCCUGACCACUAGCUUUGAGGACUAAGAACACAAAAUGUAUCUCAGUUUGAAACAUGGAUGCCUCUCCAGGUCUCCUUUGAGAAUAAGUAGACAGUAUCAAACGAUAAUUGCUUAACCCAGCUCCAUUGAGAGACGAGCAGGCAGCCACCAUAAGGGCAGCUGAUUUGCCUUGAUAUCUUAUAAUUGAACCUUUUCAAGGAGAUGUUUUCUGGUGCUGAAGCAGAAAGUAAUUAAGACAUUCAAUACUGCUUUUUGGACCUUUUCCUCCUUGCUUUGAAUGGCCCACACUCCUAGACAUGACAGCACUCAGUGUGCUUACAGACUUUCUUUUGACACAUUAGCCUUACCCUUGCCAAGGCAGUUCUUCCCAGAAUCCCCCUCUGCUCUGCACGCUCCGGGUGGCUAUUUUGUCAUUACUUCAUUUUCCUCAGAAAAUAUUUUGAUGCCUCUUUCUUUUGGCUCCCUCCCCUCCUUCUCUCACCCAUCCCCCGUCACUCCAUUGAAAGUUCUCUAUUAAAAUGCAGAACUGUAAAGCCUCUCUCAGUCUAAAAGCCUGCUAGCAGCAGGGGACUGUUAGCUGUUAGUGAUGCAUACAGCUGAGUGAGUGCAUCACAGCUACAAAGUCUAAUGGGUGAAUACAUUCAAUCACACACAGACCCUCGACUCUUUUAAAGGGACAAUGUUCCCAGUCAUGAAUGCUCCCACCACAGUGCAGAGAGAUGUAUUUAAAUUCAUGGAGGAGAAAACUUUCUUGUUCAUAAACAUCCAAAUCCUUGCUCUCCUUUUUUAUAUUAAUGCUUGUAAACUUUUUUAAAUGACAACUUUGAAUUUUUUUUUAAGUGAACUGUUUACAUGCUUUUUUGACAGGCUAAAGAUGAAAAUCUGGGAUAGCCUACCACAUUUUUUUUUACUGACAGAUUACUGAUACCUUCCAGUGUUAGCCAACUGUUUAUCCCUUUGAAAAUGUAUGUACCUGAGAUCAUUCACAUGACAAGUGUCUCAUCAAGUGCUGUUUUUUUCUCUGUGAUCAGCUGCCAGAAUAUCCCCUCUCAGCCGUCUGUAUUUUCGACAUAACUGCAGCUCUUUGAAAACUGCAUGGUUAGUUGAGGUUUUGAUGUUUGGAAAACACAGAUUCAAAGUGCACUGAUUUAGAUUUUUGACCAAAAUGUGACCAGAUUGUGUCAAUUAAGUUACUGCAUGAGGGCCUAGCUAUUAGAUUUUAUUUAAUUUUUAAAUGUAAAGAGAAGAAAUAAUGAAUGAAUGAAUGGUUUUAUUUUUGGUCACAAUAACAACAAAUGAGAAACAAACAGAAUUAUAAACUUGACCAAAAAAAGGAUUAGGCGGAAGCACAAUGCUUAUAGUUGCGUAUCCUUUACAAUCCUUAUAACAUCAUUUUAAUAUUUAAAACAGUUGAUAAUGUUGAAAUAAGAAAAAAAAAGAAAGACACUUUAAUAUUAAAAAGAAAACAUUAAAAUAAUAUGUUGCACUACGAAAGGAAAAAAAAAAUCAUAAAGAAUGAAAGAAAAUGUCUUACUCAAAGCUGUAUGUACUCCUGAAUUAUUUUGCUUUUUAAUGCUUUUUUAAAUAUAACCUGAGAGUUACACAAUUUUAACCCAUCGUUAAGGUUAUUCCAUUGCUUAACUCCCCAAACUGAAACACAUCUAACUUUCACAUUUGUUCUUGCAUUUUUAUCUGUUUUAAAAAUAUAAACCCCUCUUAAAUUGUACCGCAAUUUGUAUAAUCAAUGCAAUGGCAUGACUGUGAAGUGGUUUUGCAUCAGUUUGGCAGACAAAGCUUACACACAACUUGAUCUCUAUUUUCUAGAUCAACAUACAGCCAAAAUACCCUGUGUUACAUAGCGCCAUCUGUUAUCUGUGCUUGUUUAUAUCCAGGUAGUGGGGCUGCAUGAUUUUGGCCAAAAAUAAAAUCCUUUUUUUUCUCUGAAAACUCGAUUUUGAUUUUGAUUUUUUUUCAGUAACAACUUCACAAAACUUUGUUUUAAUAAAAGGUUUUUCUAUCAUCGCUCAAAACGAAACCACUGAAAACGAUGCAGAGUAUAUGCCAAGCCAGUAAGUGGUGCUGUAGCACUGCAGAGGAGAUGCACAAAAGACAGAAGAAGAGUACAGAGCAUGCAUAUAAAGGUUGUUUUGGCCGGACAGGUGCAGGUGCCAUGAAAGAGUUACGCUGUGUGUGACAUAAUCGUUUCGAGACAUGCAGAUAGACAUCCACACGGAGAUGAAAUGGUAGUCAUUUACUGAUUUAUGCACUGUCUGACCCAUUUUCAAAAAGUACCGUUUACAGUCACCCAAAGCGCUGUUUCCAUGUGGAUGAAACACCGAUAUGACAAAAAACUUUUGCGUUUACUCCUAAAUUCAUUUCCGUGUGGAUGGGUUGAUACCGCCUUCAGACAGACUUUGCAGCAGGGAGUGGUUUUCUCUUAAUCCGAAACUGCGAAGCUGUAACAAUUCCACACGACUGACUUCCUCUUGCCCUAUUUAGCCACAAAAAAUUCUUGCCUUCUUGCGCAAACGCCAGGUUUGUUUACAUUAGUGUGUGUUGGAACUGGGGAGUGCUCCUGCAGGAAGGGGGAGCCUAAGGUGGCCUGGAGGCACGAGACAAGAUAGAGAGGAAAAUCGAUUUGAGGAUUUCAAUUUUUUUAACACCGCCAUAAUCAAAUAAUCUGAUUACAAUUUAAUCGGUUAAUCAUGCAGCCCUACCAGGUAGUAGUUAAUAUAACAGUGUGGCAGUGUAGGUUUACAGCUUAGACAGAAAUUUAGAUUAUAGAACAUCAGGCCUACAGUGAAAAAAGAAACACUCUGUGUUACUGCUGAGUAAUUCUGGAGCUUACUAGUGAGAGUGAUGACCUUUAACCAUCUUGUUGUGGAGGGGGUCACAGGAUUCUAGCACAGAUAUUUUGGGGGUUGCAGGCUGAAGUGAUUAUGAACCUUGCCGAGUAUAAUAUUAUAAUGAGACGUGGAGUAUGUUGUACUGUUGAGGAUUUUUACAGUGUAAGUAUUUGUCCCUGAAAUGACAAAAAAAUACCCUAAAACUUCCCCAGUUUGAAGCUCUCAGUUCAGAGAGUUUACCACUAAACCGCUAAUAUUAAAAGCAGUGAAUAAAUUACUAUAGAAACUAAUAGCUGUAAGUAAAACACAGACAUAUACUAAGCUAUCUUUCCUGCGGUGAUCAUUUUUCUCCCAUGAUACCUUGCAAUCCUCACAAGCUGAUGUAAAACACAGCAGGUAUCAGCAACUAAAGGCUCAGAGCUGAGGUUGGCCCGGUCACUGUGGGACCGGUUGACUGAGUCGACUGGGUAAUUGGUUGUGUCUACCCGCCAAGCAGGGCCCCCUCUCCCCAGAAGCCAAGUCAUGCCCCUCCUUUUUUCUCUCUCCUCUCUCCUCUAUUACUCAUCAUCCCGAUGCCUCACCAGGCUAGCGGUGCGAAAGCUGCACCGUGCCGCCGUGCAGCCGGCCCACGCUCCCAAACUCCUCAACAACAACAUCCACAGCAGCGCAGCAGGUCAGGGCUUGUGGCGGGCUGAUUUGCAGCUUGAGCCUCCUUUUAAUGAGGGGAAAAUAAGUACUUGUUGUUCUAUGUCUUGUGUGUCACCACCCCCAUUCCCUCCUACCCACCACCACUACAACUUGCAGUGCUACCUUCCCUUCAGCGAGAAAAAAAGGUGCACUAAUUAAGAUGGCUUCCUGGGAUUUGGGAGAGAGGGGGAGCUAUGGCUUCUCCCACAGUGGCAGAGCCUUGAGGAAGAUAUGGGGGUGGUGUUGUGCAAGAGGCCUCAUUGGGCAUAUCUCCUCUGUAGCUUCCACUUUCCCUAACCGAGUCCCACCGCCUGCCUUGUUUGGCUUGAUGAGUCUGCAGCUAAACAUUUGUUUUUUUUCUUAUCUACUUGUAAUUAAGCAAGAUUUUUGCAGGAGCUAAGCUCUUCCCUUCUUCUUCAUCCUGGCUCUCCAGGGGAUUGGUGGAAAGAGAGACAGAACAGUUUGUGUUCUUCCUGGUGGGAAGACUUAUUGAAGCUCUCCCACCUUGAUUAUAUACAGUGAGCAUGAAUGGAAGAGCGUGGGCCAAUAGGCUCUUUGUUGUUCAAGGAUAUACCAAGGUUACUGCAUGGGGUGCUGGAGAAAGUUUUCAGUGUAGAAUUCUAUAUCUUUACGACUCUAAAUCUAUCCUGCCAUUGUUAUCUAAUCACUGGCAUACGCUUGCUCUGAAACCACCUUUUGGUACCUCUCAUAGCUUUACCCACAUUUCACAAAAUGUGCACAUUUCUUUCCGAGGAGCACCGAGCUCUGAACAAGGCAAUCUUUCUAUGUUGAAUUAGUUUAGUCUGAAUGCAACAUCUUCUCUCCAGUGAUGAGUAACAGUUACAUGACAUUCUCAGUCUUGUUGUGACAAAUCUACGAACGUUGUGUGACUGACAGAAGUACAGAACAAUUGGUGAGUAAGUUCCCUCUCACAUACCCAAUCAUUGUCUUUUUUUUCCUGAAUAGUUGUAAGGAUUUUUUCUAAAGCCCCCACUCAGAGAAAAAGUUCCUACUCUUCUUUCCCAGGACAUGUUUUUAAGUUCAGCACAGCUCUAAAAAUAGCCUCCAAAUUAAAACAUCGAGGCUUCUUGAGUUUUUUUCAUUGUUUGUGUCUGUCGUCUGUGCAGGAUCUAAGAGGCUUGGGGGGGUUAGAGGAGGUGGGCAAGGACUUGACAGGAGAGUGAGGAACGUUGAGAAUCAGAGAAUGGGAACACGGUGAGGGGAAGGGGGAGGAGGGGGGCUUUAUACAGAGAGGGAAAGGGGACGAGCCUUUCGGCUCCUCUAGAGGGUUGGAAUUCCUCCCGAGCUGUUCCCCCCAUUUGGCAGGCACUUGUGAAAACAAUUCCCCAGCUUUUAGUCACUCUGCAGAUCCAAUUGCCAUUUCCACUUUGGAGGGAAUGAGAGUGAGAGGCAAUCCAGAUAGACAGAACACAGAGAGAGAAAGAGAGAGGAGUUUUAAUCGGGUUGGACAGAUGCCGAGGCCAGUUGAGCGGUUGUGCGAUAUUAAUAUCUUAUGAAGGCUGUCUGGCAGUGCAAGCUCACCGUCUUGUGUGGUUUUGUGUCUGUGCUUUGCAGCAGUGGCCAUCGCAGUGGCUAAAUGAAGAACUUGUGAACAUGCAAGAGAGAAGGAGUCUACCUUUCACUUCGGUGACUUUCCCAGAUGCUUUGGCCCAAAGAAAGAUGGAAAGGAAAGGAAAAGAAAGAGUAAGACACUUCACUUAUAACCUGUCCCCCAUGAUGCUUUGCUUUAGCACAGAGUUAUCACAGAGUUUGACUGAAGUUUUAUCAUAACCAUCACUCACAUUCCAGAUCAUUUUUAUGCACAGUGUUCAAGUCUUGGUGAUGAACAUACUAGAAUCUGAGUUUUCCACUAUACACACUUACACUGCAUUUGCAAAAUCAUGUGCAAGUUAACAUCUGUGUGACUGCCAAGUGUGCUUUCUGCUCCAGCUAAAGAGAUGAAUAAACGUAGUAAACAAACCUCCUGCUCUUUUAGACAUGAGCCAAGGCUGCCACGCAGAAUCCAUUCAGUGAGCCAACGGAAGACCCUCCAUAGCCUCCCAGCCAUCACCUUUGACCCCUCAACAUACAAGCACCAUGACCUCUGAGCUGGAGAGCAGCUUGACCUCCAUGGAUUGGCUCCCCCAGCUCAGCAUGAGGGCAGCCAUCCAGAAAGCAGAACCUGGGCACCACCACAACCAUCCCCUUGGACACCACCAUCAUCACGGUCACCAUCAUGGGCAUGGACCAGGCAAAAAGAUCACCCAUCUGGACCCGGGAACAACACUUGAUCAGGAGGAGGCUGCGCAGCACAGAGACGGGAAACCUCCCUACAGCUACGCCAGCCUCAUCACUUUCGCAAUCAAUGGCUCACCACGGAAACGGAUGACCCUCAGUGAGAUCUACCAGUGGAUCUGCGACAACUUUCCCUACUACAGAGAGGCAGGCAGCGGCUGGAAGGUGAGACAAGCUGAGACAUGUAAGCAGUAGUGGACAGUGAGCAAGUCAAUUUAUUUGACGACUGUACUUUAGUACAUUUUUGAGUAUUAAGUGCUUUACCUGAAAAACUUUUUACAUUUAAUCCAUAACAAUUUAGAGACUAAUAUUGCACUUUUGACUCCACUACAUUUUGAUAAUGUUCCUGUCACUCACUACUACUGCCAUGACACCAGCUGAUGAAUUGACUUUUCUUUUCUGAAAGAAUAUUAACAAAGUUUGUGUGGUUCUAUGUGUUGUUUGUGUUGUUUGUUAAUAUAGGGUUGUUACAUGUACAUUGUUGAACAUGGAGCAAAUCCUCAGUGUUCUCAGUGUAAUUAGUGUCAUAUAAUCUAGCUCACCUUUAACUGUUAAAUGUCUCAUUUAGAAAGAGUGUUUUGGAUGAAACAUGAAAAAAAGGCUACAACAGCAGUUUGCAGUUACUCACUUGAUCUGACACCUACCCCUGCCAGUGGUUUCAGACUCUAAAAUGAGCUUGAUAUAUAAGAAAUCCCCCUUCUUGCUGAUGGCCUUGUUUUGUACAGAAUGUCUGUACUCUGACUCAGGUAAUAAAACUGUGUGCUUUGUCCUCCACUGCACAUGUGUGAUAUGGAGUCUUGCUUUAAAAACUGUGACCAUUGUAUUCAGAUGGUAAACUUUAGUUUUUGAAAAAUUCUCAGAAAAAAAUAAAUCAAUUUUCAAAUGUUUCCUACACAACAGAAUCUGAAGGUUACCAGGCUUUGUUUUUUAGGCUCUUGAACAGACAUUAGCCACUUGAAAUUUUAUCAGCUGUAGAUAUUAACAAUUUCCAAAUAUACAAAUCAACAAUUUAUGAUCUGAGGUUUAGAGGUCCUAAUGGUCCGCCAGGUUCUGAAAGUAAACCUGUGAAACUAGGACCAAAGUACCCCUUGACUGAUACAGUUAGAGUGCUAUUUCAAAAGGGGGUGGUUGUUUAUAUAUCUAUCAUGCAAAUGUUUAAAGCAAAACUGUUAAGACUGAAAUCAUCAGAUUUGUUAAUUUUUAAAUGCAGUGGAACUUUAACUGUAUGGCUUGGGCUCAAAAUAGAAAAAAAAAUCCUGCCUUGACGAGCACAGAAACAUUUUAUUGAACCAGGGAUGAUUGACAGAUGCAUUUGGUUUCAUUCAGAUGACAUUAUUAAAUCCUUAUGUAAAUGUAGCUAUGCAAAUCCCAGCUAAUAUGAGCAGAAAGGUUGCUGUGUUAUUGGAGACAAAUGAAUAGAUCCCUGCGGUUGUGUCUUGGGGAUUCUCUACCUUAUUAGUGUAGAAGAGGAUGGAUAUAGUCCUUCUCUGACACAUCGAAAAAGGCUGUCUGCAAACUAUCAACCAAUUCAUCUCUCUGAGAGCAGAAACAUUUUUCUUCUUCUCUCAUUAUUUCUCUUUUUUUCUCUUUCUAUCUUCAUCUCCUAAGCACAUGCACUUCACCAGCCUCCCCCCCUCCUCCUCCCUCCGUCUCUCUCUCAGUCACCCACUCCUCUUCUUCCUCUUCCUCUUUUCCCUUUUACGAACCUGUUUGUUCCACGUCUAUAAUCUUCAGCACGCUGUUGCCUGAGCAGAAAUGCAUGCCAGAAACGGAGACAAAAAGGUUAUGAUACAAGCCAGGUUGUGUUGGCAGAGCUUCUUACCUGCAUGAAGGAUCCAAUCUAUUCGUUCUCUGCGCGGUGAGAGAGGAUCGGGGUUAUUAACACCAUUCAGGUUUCUCCCACUGCAGCUCACGCCUGCCUUCUCCUGCUAGGUGUAUUUGGAUGCCAGGAUGUUUUAGUAUCCCAUAAUUACACAUCUAGAUUCAUUGAUUUGUGUGUGCGGCUGCAUUCUAGUGGCAUCAUUAAAGCGCAGCACUGUCAGCAUUGAGGCUAUACUUUCACAUUUUCUGGCAUUUAUCCCUGAUAUCAGUGCAGAGAGUUUGUUGUGGGAUUCCUGCUAAGGUUAAGGCCUUAAACACAAUGCACAGUAUUUUCUUAUUGUCAGUGUGGGACUAAAUGUGAGUCUCAAAGGAAAGCGGUAAAAAAAUACCACUUGCCCCUUCUGUUUUAGUCUGUAUAGAGAUUGUUAACAGUAAAGAGUUAUAGUGUUACACUCUCAGUAGUGUCUGUGGAGGAAACUAACAUGGGCAUAAUCUGACAUUUUAUCCACAUGCGGAGUAACAAAUGUAACAGUCCGCAGCAGUUUCAUGUAAACCGUAAGUCCAAUUUUUGUCUUUGCGAAAAGAAGCCCAAUUUUAGCUUCCCGGAUGACCCGACUCAACACAGUGGGGCUUGUUUUAUACCAGCCAUGGCCGUCACAAGGAAAAGUUACAUAAGUCCGGUUCAUUCCAGUUCAGGUGAUUGCUGUCAGCUGUACACAGCAGGGUGCAGACACAGAGAUUGUCUGGCUGCCACAUUCGGCAGACAACAUCGGUUCACACACACACACCUGCAAGUACACAAUUUAAAAUGUGUGUUCCAUGAAUGCACCAACCCAAGGCGAAUACUCAACUGAAGCUUUCAGAAAAACGCCUCAAACAUGGUCCACCAUGUCUGCCGUCUCCUCCACCCUCUGCCACACACGCCUUCACACAGACACACACAUACACACAAGCUUGUGUAUCCACUGAGAGACUCCCACUCAGGUAGGCAAUGUACGUGUGCAGUCUACAGAUUAUGCACAGGGAGCUCAGCAGGAGAGGAGAUGAGGGGGGGAGUCGGAGAAGAGAGAGGAGACUGUCAGAGAGCAGAGGAGAGUUUUACUACCCAGCACACGCACUCCGUCUGCUCUGUAUGAUAAUGUGAGAGUGCAGGAACGGCAGAGUUGAAACCAGGACAACACAAUCAUGCACACACACACACACGCGCACACACACACGCACGCUCAAAUACAUUACCCUCCAUCCUAAGAAAUCAAAUGAAUAUGUACAUUAGAGGAACACGACAAACAUACGUCAGCUGCACACACACAGAUAGACUUGCACACUUGCACACACACUUUGGCGGGUGUUAAACGGCCAAUCUAGUUAGCUGUUCAAAUCACACUGCUUUCCAAGGUCGUGAGAUUUUUGUGUCUUUUUGCUGGAAACAAAUAAAAGGAGCUCUUUUCAUCUAAGAAGUAAUGAUGAGAACCUUCCUCUGGAGCUGUGGAGGAGGGUUAGGAUCUGCAACAAAAAAUCAUGAAAAGAAAUUGCAAGCAUAUGCAUAAGCCAUUUGUUUAUGGAGCUUGUUGACGCUCAGAAAUUUAUCUUGUGUAACAUGCAUGCAUAGCAUUUCUGUUUUUAAAACAAAGGCAUUAACUGGAGUGGAGAUGCACUGAACUUGAGUGGUAAGCAAACAGUGCAUUCAGCCACAUCACUCAGGCAUUAUUUGGGAGUGGAAAGGUGUUUUCUCCCUCCUGUUACCUUUACAAACUUUCCCUUCUAUCUGUCUGUCCUUUUUACUGUGCUCCACUCCACUUUCCCAGGCCUCUUGAAGCUCUUUCACAUUAGUACCUCCAUCCACUCCACCUUUCAUAUUGAGUAUGCAGUGGGCAGGGGCGUGUCCAGAAGGGUGGGCAGCAGUGGCAAGCCCCCACCUCAUGAAAUCUGAUUGGCUAUCCCAGUUGACACACAAAAGUACAAACUUAUGAUCAGUUAUUUGCCCUGUCUGCGGCAGAACAUGAGCUGCUGUAUUGAUCCAACUGUAAGACAAGGAUUUUUUUUUCUCCAAAAACACCAGAGAAAAGUUGGAUCAUUGUCAGGUUUUAGUUGUUAAAUGUCACUGCAGUUACAACAGACAGCACCACUUUUCCGUAAAGCUGACCUGCUUAUGACGCAACAAUGCCAGGAGGAACACUGUGGACAAUGCUACCAGAAGUGCUUAUUUACACACAAUAACAUUUCAGUCCAAUGCUUAUGUGACGAAAAGUCUUCAAAAAGUAUCUUUGUUAAAAUUAGCUCUAAAAAGGUAGAGUCCUGCCAAAAUCAAGGUCAUCCUAUUUUGAAGGUGUUUGGACUGUGCUGCAUUAGUUUUCUUUGCAUUGAAAUAAAGUGUAUUGAAACGUAGGUGACACUGUCUUUCAGUUAAGAUCGUGAGCUUGACAGAUGUGUCGGUGCAGUCUCAGCAGUUCUGCAGACAUUGUGCUGGACCUUUGAGGGGGCUGGGCAAAGUGUCUGAUUUACCAGGGGUCCUGAGUCCCAACCCUUGACUAUGAUUAUGAGCUUUGGUUAGUAACAGGAAGAAUGGGAUCUCAGAUGCAAGCAGCCUAAACAUGUACCUGCAGGGUGUUUGGGCUGAGCCUUAGAUAAAGGGCCCAGACCUCAGACAUCUGGGGUGGGGGAGAGGGGUUACUUACUCCUUCACUCCAAAAAGGAACCAGUUGAAAAGGUGUGGACAUCUUUUAAGGAUGCCUCCUGGGCACCUCCCUUCAAGUUUUUUCAAGCAUUUCUAGCUGGGGGGAGACCCCGGGGUAAAUGUAGAAGUUGCUGGAGGGAUUCUAUACAGUACCCCAUCUGGACUUGGAAAGCCUCAGAAUCCCCCAGGAGGAGCUGGGAAGGUGUUGCUGUGGAGAGAGAUAUUUGGGGCAACCUGCUUGGCCUGCUGCCAUAGUGACUCAGCUCUGGAUUAUCAGACGGAGAUGGAUGGAUGGAUGGAUGGAUGGAUGGAUGGAUGGAUGAAUUGUCAAAUAUUUGUUCACUGACAAUGCUUUUGUUUAGAGACAGUGCCAAUCAAUAUUUUGCGGCUGUCAGAUGGAGUAGAGGAGUUUGCUUGUUUUUCUGUAAAUAGUUUUUUAAUGUGACAUUUAGUAGACAUGGUUUUGGGUACAAAAGAAAUUAAGCUAAGAAGAUUUAAAGGCUACAUUUCAGUUGGGUUACUUUAUCAUUUAAAAAAUUAUACACAGCAUCAUAACAUCUGUAUUAUACUAAUGCCACUCCUGUAUAAAUCAGAGCUCCAGAUGGUCACUUAAGUCAUAAAAGCUUGGACACGCUCCUGUAAGUAUUGGACUAGAACCAGUUUAAGGUCUCAUGUUUUGCUUCUUACUUAUUAAGAGGGAGACCCAUAAGUUUUUGAUGAUAGAAAAAAAAUGCAUUUUUAUACUAAGACCUAUGGAAUUCUUCCUCUUUAAAAAGUGCCUUUCUAAAUAAGUUAUUUAUAAAGAGUUUUAUGUUUUUCCUAUAAUACACUUUCUUUUUCCUUUUAUACUCUUUUUGUUACAGUGUAGUCUGAUCUGGUCUAGUCCAUCUGUUAAUCCAAAAGCAAAAAACUAAACUAAGCAUUAUUGGGUAUUCAAAUUAUUUGCCGUGGAUUCAGUAAAAUUUUUGCAUGGUUUAAACAUAACACAUGAUUUAUCAAACAACAAUUAUAGAUUAAUUAUUUAACAAGCAUUAUAAUCUGUAUUUGAAACUGCUCCCCAUUCAGGCAGAAAAUAAUGAUGGGGAAUGUUUAUUCACCUCACUGUUAUAUUGUUAUUGAAAUGUGCAGGCCUUGUCUCCCAUUAUUUCCCACCUGAGAAAUGCGGUCUAGACCUGUACCCUUACCAAAUUGCGUGUCGCAGUCUGAGCUCAUGACUAAGCUGCUCUCUUGCGACCCCAAUCGCCUCAGGCUAGCUCCCAUGCAACCAGGCUAAUUGCCUGCGAAUUAGCAAGGCCUAAUGCGACAUUGUAAAGGGCAGUGCUACCACCAUGGCCUUUGGCCUUUGGCUAGCACCACAUGUCACAGACAAUCACCUGAUAUGAAUCAGUGCUGGGCCAUUAUUCUGGCUCCAAUCCUCCCUGCUUGCUCUGUGGGAGAUCUGCGGCUGAGCACAGCGGAGGUCUGUGCACAGUGUCAGUCAAGUGUUUGUGGGUAUGUGGAGGAAGACUGUUGUCAUUGGCUGCUGGGAGAUGUUAUGUGGCUGGAGCUGCUCAUGCUCCUCUGUCUUAUUAGCACAACUUAAAUUUCACCACAGAGCAGUGCAGAGCUUGUGAUUCAACCCAGAGACAAUCUGAGGAAAAUCUGUAGAAAACACAGUGCUGCUUGUGAGUCUGUACAGUUACAUUUUGUGAUGCCUCUGUUGUGCACAAAGUGAUGAGUUGGCCUUAGAGUAUGCUUAUGUGUAUAUAUUUUCCAGGAUGUAUAGUUGUGUCAGGAAAAAGGGUUUAACUGAGCCUCCUCAUUGCCUUGGUGGUUACUUAUACGUAUAGUGGUAACAUGAUUGUUUCAGCAUUCCCAGCUUACAUGUCAUAUCAGACCAGCCUGCUGUCCAGAUGUUUGUAUAUGUGUAUUUGUGUUUUGUCAAGGUAAAAGUCUCCCUGAUGACAAGGUGCUUGAAAUUCUUGUGUACUACUAUAUACAGUAGCUCCCUUGUUAAUCAAAGUGAUCUGUGACCAUGAAAAUGUUAUUUCUUUUUUCUUUCAGAGCCUGUAACACUUUGUUUAUCAAGUUAGUCAACCUUUCAAGCAAUCUCAAAGAUGUAGGAUUAAAAGCAGACAGAGGUGCAAACAUGUGGCUCUUCCAUAACUCACUGAUGAUGGUGAGGCUUUAUGGUGUUCAUGAUAAAAGGUAACAAAAUGCAUGUCCAAUAAAUGUGGAGUCAAUUUUAAACGUUUCCUGAGAUAUUUCUGAAUACAGGACAGAAAAUAUAAAGCUUAUAAAAAUGUCUUUUGGUGUACAUCAGCUGUGGAGAUAACAUGUGCAGGAAUCAGGUUAUGCUUCCACAAUUACAUGGAAGGUAAAGACAGUAUAUAUAUAUAUAUAUAUAUAGUUGCAUAGGAUGACAUUUUUCAAUGAGGCAACCAUUGUGUUCCAUUUGUGGUAUGAACUGUUGCUAUACUUUACAGAACCUUCGAGAUUAUUAACAAAAUGUCAGUUCCCUCCUCCCAUAGAACUUGGAUGCACAUAUGCAUACCAGCGCACGCACGCGCACACACACACACACACACACACACACACACACACACACACACACACACACACACACACACACACACACGUAUGCACGUACGUACAGCUAUUAAUUAAACUCGUAUGUGUAACACUGCUAGAGCUUUUAAUUACAUACUAAUCACUAAUAGCAGUCUCAGGAUUAAAUUCGUAAUUAAAAGCGCAGAAUUUCUCUUGCUAUCUCCUCCAUGAUUUGGCACCCAUCCAGCACAGCGUCUCCCUUUCUAACCAGCCAGGCCUGUAGCACUCACAUAUGGUUAAUAAUAGGCUUAGGGCUGGUUUCCCUAACACUGUGGAAUGCAACAAUUAUACCAGAGAGUGAGCUUAUUUGCUCGACCCGUUUGUAUCCUGCAAAGAGACACAGGCCUUUCUUGUAUUAAUCCAUAAGACCAUACUGGAGAGUAUUUUUUAGAGUAAAAAAGUGAAACUGAGGCACCUGAAUACUCCAUGCUAACAGUUAUAGUUUAAGAAAUCAGUGUGCAUGUAAAACCAGUAUGCCUAAGGAGAAGUUCCUUGAGGUCCUCUAGUAGAGAUCACUGACCACUCACAACCAUGAACGUAACAUCAGUUAAAAGCUGAAUUGUACAACCAAAUAUCUGCCAAAGAAGUGUGAAAAACAGUCUGGUUACUCUGUCAAAAAGCUGAGUAAAAAUCAGCAAUAACACAUAUUUUCAGUUAUAGAGGCAAUGUGUUGAAUUCAACUUUCUCCUAACUAGUGCAAAAUCAUUACAUAUGAAACAAGCAUUCACUUCCAACUUUACAUGGCUCGUCUUUGUUUGAUGAAAAAGUUAACUUGUAGUGGAUUGCACAUAAUUUCAACAAAAAAUGUGUAAAAUUGGCGAAGGAGGGUGUCAGAUGUUAUUGGGAUGCAGGGUACAUAAGCAGACUCCUGUCUGCUUGUCCUUCUCCCCCACUCACUUGCAUCUUCUCCUGAAAAGUCACUGACAGAAGUCGUCACUUUGUUACAGUGCUCUGCUUGACAUCCAGCAUCAGGAAAUGGGCUGUCAUUACCUCUUACUGCUCUGACACUUACUUUGUACCUAUUUUUUUUUGCAUGAUAUGAAAAUAUCUGCCGUAAAUAUUGUUUGUUUAAGUCAGUGAAAUUGUCCAGUGUGGCAGAUUAUAGCAGACCAAAAAGUUAUCUAUGCUGUCUUGUUUUACAAAAUCAGACUGCAUUGACUUGUAUCCGAGAAGUUACCCUAAAUGACAUGUUGGAGGUGAGCUGGUUUACAAAAAGAGUAUUUCAACUCAGUCCUGUCAGCUUUUCAUUCUGUGGCCUGCUUUUACAGGGCUGUCAUGCAAUAAACAUUUUAAAAUGUGAUUAAUCCCAUAAUUGUUCAUAGUUAACUCAGAUUUGUUGCACAUUAAAAACAUUGUCAUAAAUGUAGCUUAAAAGGAUGCAUUUCAAGUUUUAAUACCCUUACCAUUGCAGUGGAAAAAUACACUUGUUUUAUGCUUUUGUAUCAUUUUAUUAUUAACAUUAAGAAUUACAACAAUUCAAUACAGACAUUUAUUGUCUAGAAAAUUCUACAUCAUAACCUCAAAGAUAAUGUGAGGCGGCAGUAGCUCAGGAGGUAGAGCGGUCGGCCAAUAACUGGAAGGUUGGCGGUUUGAGCCCCGUCCUAUCCCUAGUCUAUAUGUUGUGUCCUUGGGCAAGGCACUUAACCCACCUUGCUCCCAGUGUGUCCUCCACUGGUGUAUGAUUGUGAGUGUUGUGUGGUGGUGGUCGGAGAGGCUGUAGGCGCAAACUGGCAGCCACGUUUCCGUCAGUCUGCCCCAGGGCAGCUGUGACUACUAAGGUAGUUUACCACCACCAAGGUGUGACUGUGUGAGUGAAUGAAUGAUGUAUCCAAUGUGAAGUGCUUUGAGGUCACUGACAAAAAGCGCUACAAAAAUCUGAUGAAUUAUUUUUAUUAAUGUAUUAUUUGAUAAUGUGCUAACGUAUAACAUGGCAAACCCAAGCCCAAUGAGCCACAUUCAUAUUGGAGGUUAUAUAACUUUAACUAGUGGUACCAAUACAAUGUUCAUCCCUACAGGUUGACGACACUCCCUGUUUCAGCAGGUCAACACAAAGCAACAGACUUCAUGCAUCAUAGAAAUACACACAUUGUACAACAAGUACAGUACAAUGUCUAGUUAGUUAAAUUGUCCAUUAUUAUUUUUAGAUCAUUUUCUGGAUCCAAGUAAACUCAAAAUGUACUUGAGUUUUGCACACAUGGCUGUGCUGUAAAGAUCGCAGCAGAGAUGCCUUGACAACUGUGGCGAGGACAGGGGGCGCUCUCUGUAUCAGCUUUUGCCUGACCAGUAGUAUUUGAGAUGGGCUCCAGUGGUACCUCCACUCGCAUCAACAGUAAAUGCAAAUAUGGGGAAAACCAUCUGGCCGGGCUUAGAAGCUGAGCCUGCCAGUCUUAAGACUCAGUUCUUUAUCUGUUUUUGCUCAAGGAAUUUUGUUUUUGCUUCAUAUCUCCCAGCUGCUGAAUUGCUUGUGGCUUUCUAGCUGUUAGCAGAGGCCCCAGGAUAGCAGGAUAGCAUCAGAGAGUUACAGGCAAAAGGGUGGGGAUUCUUACACCCCAGUCUAUUCAUGGGGUUUUAACAUAAACAACAUAAAGCUUGGUCUCACAGUGGAAUUUGCUUUAAGGAAAUUCAAAUUCAAGUCAUUGAUACACUUCACUAUAAAAACCUGCAUCUGGUUGGUUUGAACAAAAGCGUUAAUGAGAAACAGCCACUGGAAACAAUCCCUUCAAGAUACAAGAUACAACUUGAUCAUUUGAAUACAGAGAGACCUUUUUUUUUUCCCUCUCUGCCCACCAGGACUAGCAUGUUGAUUUAAAUGUGGUAUGACUUGUGGGAGGGGGUUACACCAUUGGUCUGAUGUGGCCAGCUCCUCAGUCAGACAAGAGCACAACAAUGCAGCUCCAAACAGGUACCCCCUGCAGUGAGGAGGCAGUGGAAGUGCUUCUACUCAUGGCUGACACUGUUAAAAAAAAACAGAAAACAGGAGCCUACAUAAACCAAACACCAGACAUAUUUAUCUGCAUCAAGCUCAAGUUAGUAGACAUAACUCAGCAGUGAUUUAGCAAAUUUUGGGCACAUUUAGCUUUAACAGGCCUACAGGAUAUACACUAAAUAAAAGUGUGCUGUCAUUGUUUUGGAGCUUCUUGCUUGAUCCCUAGAGAAAGCAGCAACCCUGCUUCUAACUUGCCUGAGAUAUCUUUGUGCAAGACACACACACACACACACACACACACACACACACACACACACACACACACACACACACACACACACACACACACACACACGCUUACUUAUGCCCUCUCAAUCCUCUUUCCAUCACAUAAACACACAUUUGCAAGCAGGUACCGCCAUACUCCUGCUCUAAAACAGGCAUGCUUUUCCAUGCACAGACAAUCACAGGAAUGAACAGGUGUGUGCAUAACUUCUUACUGUGCACAGCUGCAUACACACCUGCCUACAUACACACUCAUGUGCAGGUGCAUCCAAAAGCAAACUGAGGAAUCUCUUAAAUACACAGUUACACACAUGUCUAGUCACAAACACAAGUGUAUACAUACACAAACACACACACACACACACCCCUCAUCUUAUCGUUGACUUGUGUGAACACUUCAGUGCGGGAGUGAAGAGGGCGGGGAAAGGGUCCAUCAAAUGAAAUGAAUAUGUAUUAGACGUGGUUUGAAGCACUGGCUUGUAUUCAGCCCUGCGUUCUCACUGAGUGUCUGUCACUCCGUCACCAUCAGGAUAUAAUAAGGCAUCUCAAUGAUGCUCAGAACCCAGGAGACUUUCACAUCUAAGACACCUGUCCAUAUGUGUGCAUACCCCCACACUCCCUCUCCCAGACGACUACAGUUCUUCCUUACUUUGUGCCGUCUUACCCUCUCUCUCCUCCCUACUCCUCCCCAGACUUACCUUCAAACUUUCCCACAUUUUACCCUCUCUUUAUGCACUGUAUGGGUUCAGCUGAAAGUUAAUAAAAUCUCUCCUCUGCACACAUCCUCUCUUGCUAUAUCUUUCCUCCUUCACUUUCCGUUUCUCUCUGUCUCCAUCUUUUGUUCUGUGCGCACAAGGACUCUCUCUCUCUCUGAUGCUGCAUUACAUUCAUCCUGAAGGGCAUGGGACAGACUCUCCUGAAUGUUGCUGUGUGGGUGUGCAUUUGUGGCUGCACGCUAAACUCCAAAAGCCCUCCAUAGACGAAUACCUUGGCCUGCAAACCUCUUGCCCUUUGACCUCUGUCUCCCAGCAGACUCACAGUUGAGCAGGGGUUUCAGCAGGAUUUACACAAGACCAGACAAGGGUCCCUUUAUUACCUGCAAAGUAGAGACUCAUGGCCAUUUUAUUACAGCUUCCCAAGGCAUGUUUGUGAAAUCAUUUACUAACAAGAGCUCCAGCUUUCUGAGGCCCAGCCUUCCUAAAACCACAGUGGUAUAACAUGUCAUUAAUGCAGAAUGUAAACUAAUGGGUAAAAUUGUUUCUUAAGGUUGUAAGCACUCCUGUUUGAUCAUUUUAUGUAUUAGCUUUAUGCAAAAUCCCAGAUACAUAAGUUAUAAUAAGCUAUGAGAUGACUACAGGUGGGUACCAUUUCAAUUGAAUCAACUUUGUCUCUGGUUCUUGUUUCAGUCCUGCCUUUUGAUUCUAGUUCUUACUGAUUACUCUUUCAGAUUCCAUUAUUUUUGGACUCUUAAAAAAAACAUUUAAAGAAAAGAUAUAAUCCCACCUCUUUUGUUGAGACAUUUAGAUUCUUCACAAUGAACUGUGUCAAAGGGUUUUCUUUUUUCCCUUAUUUAGAGACUGAAGGUUUUGAUUUGUUGAAAAGAUAUAUCAACAAUGACAGUUACAAACUAAAGUUAUUCAGAUGAAAUAUUUGUAGACCUUUUUCGUCAAGCACUAUGAAAUUGUGAACAUAAGCUCGACUGUAUUUUGUCCCUGAGUGUUAACUUACUGAACAUUACUGCUUCUCAUAGCAAUAGCUUUAGCACAUUAAUUCAGUGAAUUAGUUUCUUUUUACAAAAUAUCACAAAUGUAACGCGGUGUUGGCAUAACAACUUCACUGUUUAUUUGUGACAGGUUUAUAUUGCUGUUAGACAGGACAAUAUAUUAUUUUUCCAGCCCUAGUCUUUGACUUUUUUUAUGUUGUGGUGAAGUUUCUUUGAGCUGUUGAGAAAGACAGAGCCUGAGCUAGGUGAACAGCUGGAAGGGUUCAAAUGUUAUACUGAUGAGAAAAAAGAAAAGUUCAGUUUACAGAAGUUUAGUGCAAGUAAGACUACUCUUACUCAGCAGAUCCACUCUAUGUAAUAGCCUCAAAGCCUAUUCCCCUUUGAAUUCAAACCUAAAACUUUUUCCCUUAGAGAAGUCAAUUGCAUAACUCAUAAUUUUUUUUUUAUGCUAUGUUUAAUUUGUAUCGCAGAAGUCUCAUUUUAGGUUUAGCUUCCCCUUAAAUGCAUUGUUUCACAGAAAUAACGGGGCUGUAGGUUUUGUUCCCCAUUGUUUUUACUUUAAAUUCCCUCAAAAAGGAAUUUCCUUGCAGCCAACAUGAACACCAGAAACAAUCGCUGUAAUCACUUACAUGUGGGUACUUGAGUUUUGCGGUGAAGCCCCUGAAAACUUCGCUUCACAUUCGACCUAUUUCUGUAUAACAUCAUAAACCCAUGACUUAAUUAAGAGCAUCAAAGUAAAAAAGAGACAUCCUUUGGUAUUAUUUAUGAAGAGGAGAGCACUUCAAAGUCCAGUCUAGUUUAUCAGUCCGCUUGAUCAGGACUGUGAGGGUGAGGAUUUUUACAAGUUGUGCAAACAACCUCUGUACCAUCAUCACAUUUUUGUCUUCAAUGUGGCCAAGUCCUGGUGGGUGCAUGCAGUGUGACGUUACCUUUGUCCAAGUUUACUCUCUCGUAUUUAUAGCAGUCAGGAGAGCACAGGGGAAAGGAAGGGAUUGAUAAAACCUCUCUUGAAAAAUACCCAAACUGUGCUUAUUCAGGUCCUUAUUAUCACUCAAGAAAUUAAAGUGUCAUCAAAAUAACAUUUCCAAGCCCUUACGCUUCUGUUUUUCAUGGAAAGGUUUUAAAGCUUGGAGUUGUUGUAUACGGUGUUUUGAUGUUUUAAUUCUUAGAAAAUGCGAUUUUUUGACACCCCGGCAAUCGAACAGAGGGACUUUCUUAUCAGAAUCAGCUGUAUUGGCCAAGUAUGUGCACACAUACAAGAAAUUUGACUGGUGAACUUUGCUGUCUAUAUACAAACUUUAAACAUAAAAUGUUACCAAAAAUUUUAAGUAUGUACAACAGGAACUAGACAUUAACUUAGAUAUACAAAACAGUAGUGGAAUAGUGCACUACUUGCUGUAUGGUCCCACACAACUUUACAACCAACCAUUUCAGUGUCAUCAGCAUUGUUCUGUGAAAAUGGGACUUGUGUUAUCACUUGGCUAAUCAAACAGUGUGAUGUUAAACACAUUUUGGAGGAGAUGACAUCCAACAUUGGCCCUUUGUGUUUAACUCAGCUGCCAUGACCCAAAUCCUUACAGUCUUCUUUGUGACCUGUUUCCUUGGCAAACAAGAACACACACAUACACAAGGCAAGCUUCCUGCCUAUGGCCAGAAUAUCUCUUUGGCUCCUUCAUCGUGCAUCCCUUUUCAUCUUUGCACACCUUUUUUUAACUUCUUCAGCCUUUCCUGUCAAUCUAUAAACUUGUCAUUCUGUCUUUGAUCCGUUUUCCGGCUGAUCCGCACAUACAUUAACACACUCAAACAGCAGGGGUCUUCGCUCCUUUCCUCUGUCAUUCCUCUCCACCCUGAAAGCAUGUUUCCAAAACCUGACUUUUUGUCACACAUCACAUUAUAUCGCAUUGAAUUUUGUCAAGAAGUCAUCCAUGCUUAUCAAGCUGGUCUUAUAUAACUAACCUCUUCAAGAGCAGGAUGCUGCAGUCUGUGUUAAGAAGCAGCAGCUCCUGAUCCCACAUACACAAGCAAACACUAUCUAACACAUGCUGCACAUCUAUGCGUAAGGCUUUUUAGUGAUAUGACAUAAGAAUAGAUGUUAGACCUUUUUGAAAUUGCUCUGCAUUUUACACCUAAAAGUGACCCUUAAAAUCAGGAGGCAUUAUGGGAACUGAAUUGAUGCAGGUGCAUCGAACACUCAAAAUGAUACAAACAUCGUAUUCCUGCAGAUUUUCUCUCACUCUCUCUAAGUGUAUCUGUGGAGGUAAUGUGGCACCAAACCAUUUCAGGCUUUCUGUCACUAUACAAUGUAAGGACUAACAAGGUCCCACUCAUAUUGCUUUUUUUCCUUUACUUUGUCUGGAUUGUUGAGAGAGUGUUAACACUAACUAACUGAGACAUUUUCCUGCAGCAGAAACAGCAAGUGUUUAUGUUGUGUAUUUAUUUAUGCAAUCUACUCAUGCUAAAGUUAGAGAGCCUGUACCUGCAGUCUUCUUCAGUGUCCGUCCUACACUUCACACAAACAAAAACGGACACACUCACACAUGACUUCCUGUGACUGUGUCAUCCAUCAGCUACUGGGCAGGAAUGGCAUGGCCCCAGCGCGGCCCAGUAAGCUCAUUAAUCAGGCAGGGUGAAGAGUGGGUGGAGGGAGGACACGGCAGUGGCUCUCAUUAUCUGACUUCACAGCUUACGCCGCUAAUCAGUACAUUUAUUGAUGAUGACUUUUCCCAUUCAGGGAGAAGAGAUUUCUGUUUCCUUAUUAUGAAAAAAGAAAACUGGCAUUUGUAAAUUUGUAACCACAUAGAGGAAGAGAUGUUCUCUUUUCGUAUUGCACAUUUUUACACAGGAAGAAACUCGUGCACACAUACAGCUCUUCUCAAACAUGUACGUCCUUGCAGGUAUCUGAGUGAUGAAAUUGCUGUUGAUUUCUUUUUCUGAGUUCUUUAUGUCCAGAUUCUGCCAUUGACAAGAAAAAAAAAGCUUUUUUAUGUGUCAUUGACCUUUUGGGGGGGGAUGUGUGGGUGGAAAAGAGAAAGACUGAAAGAUAGAGUCUCUUUGUGUGCGUCUGUGGACUCAUGGUGUAUGGACUGAAAGUUACUGAGGCUUCUGUAGGUAUAUAAAAAAAUUGUCACAGUGAUCAAAGUAGAAAUAAUCAUACUUUGAAUUAAAUUUAGUGGAGUUAAACAGAUAAAGUCCAUCUUUAAUUAUAAAUAUGAAGCACAAAAAUCACCGGUCUGAUCAUGUCAACAGUAAAAGUUUAGAAACCUCCUGAAAGUAGACUGUGGUGGAGCUCUUAUAUUGGGUUGCAUUAGAUUGCCCAGGUGUUCAUAAUGUUAUGACUAGUUGGUGUACAUAGGAUAGCUAAGUGUUCAUAUUUUUAAGUUUCAUCAUAUUCUAGUUUAGAAAGCCUUGAAAUCAACAUGUAUGGGUAUAACACUGGCAAUAAUUGAUGCAGUAACAUGCAAAGGUAUCAGAGAUAAUGGUUGGGAUGAAAACAUUGCACUGUGGCAUUGGUUGUUAAUUUCACUGGAAGAUGAGCAGGAUUGAUGGGUGUAUUGGCACAGACAACAUUUGCUGUUAAAAAAAACAACCCUGCUGCAGUGAUGAUGAACAGACUACUGCUUUAGACACAGCUCUGACCACAGGUGCUCUUUGUAAGCUUAGCUAUGUGGUUUACCAGCUGAAAUCAUGAUAGUAAACAUAUCAAUAAAGCUAAAAUGUGUUAAUAUUUGGGGCCAUUUUUACUUUGAUUGGUAGUGUAACUAAGAAUGUGCAGGAAGAGGGCUGGGGGAGGGCAGCAGAGGGUUGAAGCUGGGAGUAGGACUGUGUGACAAGCCUGUGGCCCUUUCAGCUGCAAGCUAUAACUGUUCAUCCACACCAUUGCCUCAAAAUGUUGCAAUGUAAAAUGAGUGUACAGAGUGAUUUUAAAGAGUGGGUAGUAGCAGAAAACAGCCUAUAGUCUUUAAACAUGUGAAUCAGACCUUGAGCGUGUUAAAACUACUGUGUUAUUAGGACAUGCAGUUGAUUUGCAUACAGCUGUUUAGCCAAAAUGACUUGUCUUUGCAGCAAAUCAACCUCUGUUUUUAUAAUUCUUUACCAGUAAUAGAACUGAAACUUUGGCAAUUCCAUAUUUUUCUUUUGAUUGAGCUCUAUGUUGAAUGAUCUAUAUCCAUACACUUAUUGUUUUGGUAUAAAGCUAUUUUUUCUACAUUAAAAACCAAAAUCUGUACACAGGGCCUGGAUUUUUUACCAGGAGAAUGUUCCAGUUCCCCUUUGUAAUAUAUUUUAAGACCUGGUCGAAAUACUAAAUACCAACUAAGUAUUUGGUGUAUGCAGGAAAAGCAUUCUGUAUUAAAGGCACAAGCACGCAGCAUGCUCACUGCUAUGACAGCCCUGCUCCCACCUGUAGUUAUCUGACAUCUCUAUAUCUAUAUUGCAAGUGCAGCUCUAUAUCAGAACUUUCAACUAGAGCAUCAAAUCUGCUUUCCUCUUUUUUCUCAACUACCUGAAAUGCAUCAGAAAUAGCUCAUCAGAUCUCCUUGGUUUAACCUGCUUGUUGAUUUUAAAAAAAUGGUUUUUAAAAGUUGUUCACUUCAUCUGUUGAGAAAAAAAAAAAGUACAUUGUUUUCCAUUUUACAAGUCUGCCCCAAUGUAUUGAAACAAACUUUGAAUUCAUUCAUUAUCAUUGAACCACAUGCAGAUUUAUUACUUUUCAGUGCUUCUCCUAUAAAGAAUAUACAUAUAAUGAAUAAAAUGUUUUCACGACACUGACUCAAGAAAAGAAAAAAAAAAAAAGAUUAUUAAUGCCUGUGUGAACGAGAUUGAACAAGCAUACAUAGUGAAGUAAAUUUGGCAGAGAUGCGCAGUUGUGUAAAAAAAUGCAUGCUAAUGAUCAUGCUGUUUAAAAUAGAAUCAGUAGGUUAUGAGUAACAAAGUUAGAAGCACUCAGGAUGGCUGCUGAAGAGACAGAAGGACUUGGUGUGAAUGAUCCAGCUUUUCUUCCCUCAGGAAAGUUUUUCGAACAGAUGGUUGCCUUUAUGUGCUGAACUUGUGGCAGCCCUCCUUAACAUUUUCACCACCCCACCGCCAUGCGUUUCAUUGAUGGACGGUCACAAACAGCCAGUGACCCGCCAAGUAGAGCAGCUGAAAAUUGUUGGAGCUUUUCUCCAGCACGAUGAGCAGGGCGAGGCAGAGGUGGAGCGGGCUGAUACGGCAUGCUGGAGACAGAGAGAGAAGGUGUUUUUUUUUUUUGUGCAGGGGAAACAAAGCCAGUGAGAGCUCAGGAGAAAGAAAGAGCAGAGAAAUACCUCCCAUCCCUCUGUCUUCUCCCCUCCUCCUCCCCAGUGGUAUUAAUUAGCAGCAGCAGAUGAGUGGAGAGCGGGAGCCUGAAGGGAGAACAGGUUCAUGUCAGGUUAGCCUAUGCUGUUGUGGGCCUUCUCUCUCUCUUUCUCUCUCUCUCUUUCUCUCUCUCUAUCUCUCUCUCUCCAUAUUUCUUUUCCUUUUCCUUUCCUCUCAUAAACACAUACACACAAACAACAGGAGAGGCUGCAAAUUUUGGAAAUGUCAGGUUCCCCUGAUUAUCGCUCGAACUAUGAUUUUUUUUAUCUGCCUCUAAAAUGGCUGAUAAUCGCAUUUAACCUCCAUUGCAUCCCAGAAUGGGACACCCCACAACCUUUGACACUCACUACCCUCUGACAGCUCUGACUAAUUGUUAUCACUGCCUUCCUCUGUCUUUCCCUCUGUCCACAAUGAACACAUUUCAGACAUCUUUUUUAACCGACAGUCUCUCUCAGGUGCAUCUGAUGGAGUGAAUACACUCCAGCUCAAAUAAAUACAAUUGUCUACAUCUUCAGCAUGACUGCUUUUACUUUUAUUGUUUAGUAACUGUGACCUGAAGCAUCUUUUUGACUCUACAACAGUGAACAGGCGAAACUAGACAGUUAAACCAAAAAUAGUGCUGAGUGAGAUGUUUUUAAUAGAGUGGUGCUAAGGUAAUUUUGAAGUCGUCUUAAUAGAAAUUGAAAUAUUUUCACUGACCAAAUAGUCUUGAUUUAAUAAAUCACCAAACAUUAAUUGUCAGAAGUUUUUGUAUCUAAUACGAACAUGCUUUAAUACAUUGUGAAUCUAUGUGAUGGUAUUCUGCUAAAAUAUUUUAUUUAUUUAUUUAUUUUUUAAAUUCAUUGAGUCUUUAUCAGUUUGACAGAAAAUAUAUGACAGUUGUUUGUGAUCAGGUAAUUUAGCCUCUCCCCCUUGGAUACAUUUUUCAGCAGGCGUCUAUUCAUAUAAAACAAAAAUCACUUCCUAGUUUGGUGUCUACAUGUAUUUACAGAUGUGGACACCAUUCAUGUACAUGUGAGUGGUCAGAAAAGGCUAGAAAAGCUCUACUUGAUUACAAGUCUGUUUUAUUAUUUAUGUGAAGUGGAAAUGAGGCAGGUUAGCGUCCACAGAUCUGUACUCAUUAUGCAUUGUGGUCCUGCAGUUGCAGGCAAGUGUAUCCUGACACAACCCACUCACAGCUUUAUCCAUAGACUAUAUAGAGUGGACAGAGUCUGCUUCCUCGCUGGGUGAAGCCACUCCGAGAACAGCACCCUCUGUUGAUGGGCUGCAGUAUAGGUCAUAAAUCCCGCCUCCGCCAGCAAAGCUUAUGGGGCUGUGGACCAACUUUAGAAAUUUAUUACACAAAACAUAAUUUUUUCUCCCCCCUGCUUGUAAUGUUGACAUGUAGUUAUUGUAACACUGGUUUAUGCUUAAGUCCUCUUUUUUCUGUGAAGCGCUGUUUUUAAAGUUAUUAGUGGGUUCAUGUUUUCUAUGAUUGACACCUGAUACAGCCUAUGGGCGUUCAGGGAUUGAGUAGCUCUACCGGGGGAUACACUGUUUGAGCCGAGCGUCAUCACAGUGACCCUCGGCGACUGCGCGGCUGAAUGCGCGCAUCGCUACUGCGCAGCGCUGGUUUCAGGAAAUGAAAAAAUCCCGGAAAUACCGAGAGCUAUUUGGCUUCAAAUCCGUAUACAGGCGGAAGCCAGAACCAAGUUUUUCAUAGUAUAUACAGUCUAUGGCUUUAUCUCAAUUUCCUGGAUCAAAAUACCUCCCAACCACACCAAGUUAUAAGAUGCUAGUCUGCACUUCUUUAUAUCCAGGUAGAAAACUGUUGUCGCAUUAUAGCAGGAACCAUUAAAAAAAGCUGCAGUCCUGGGUACUGCCGGCAGGUGGUUAUGUUGGAUUUAAGCGACAGACAUAGUUUAUGACCAUUAUUUUGCAAUAGAAUUUAAAUUACAUAUAAUUUGGUUAACUGAUAAGUAGAUCUAUUGCUGACGAGUGACCUUGGUCAGCCUGUCGUUUGCAUCACUAGAUAAAAGUGUCAUGUAAAAGGAGCUAUUAGAUCGAAGCUAUUUGUUAAAAAUUGAAGUGAUUUUUAGAUUCUGAAAUUGUUUGGUAGAGAAAGACUUUUGUAUUACAUUAAUAAAAGAAAUAAUAGAUUAAUACUUUUGAAGAUAUGCCAGCCUCGAUGUAUCUCAGAUGGUUUUGGUCCUCAGUUUUUGAGCCUGUGAUGAAAAGGACACAACAAAACUACAUUAAAAAGUCAUCUGGGAUCAGAAGUAGUCAGUAGAAUAAUAAAGUGACUGUAAAUGUAAUUAACAUCUUUGAAAAAGUGGAUUUAUUCUUGAGUUAACCUUUAAUCAUUUUAUGUCCUGUUUAUCCCUCCUCUCCUCUUUCUUUCUCUGCGUCUGUCUGUCUCUCUCCCUGCAGAAUUCUAUACGACACAACUUGUCCUUGAACAAGUGUUUUCUCAAAGUGCCUCGCUCCAAAGACGACCCUGGAAAAGUAAGUAUUUCCUGAACAAUGUAAUGCGACUGAAAAGCUGAACUUGAAUUAUGGAACGACACAUGGUGUAAAAGCAAGCCGAUUCCAGCAAGCUUACAAAUAAGGUUGAAGCGACGACGAUUACUUUUCACGUGUGUAGUCGCCCUUGUGCUGCAUUUGUGCAUGCAAGUAUGCAUAAGUGCACCCGAAAACACCCAUACUCACAUGCACUUCUGCCUUGUUGCACACACACACACGGUGUCUGCACUUAAAAGCAAUUUGUAGCUCCAUAACCAGCUGAAUGCUUAAUGCUUCUUUCUCUGUUUUCUGUGCCUCUCCCGUUAUUGAUUCUGCCAAGUAAUAAUGUGGUACAGGGAGUAAUGAAUAAUAAGUAUAUGUAGGUACACUCCUUCAGAUGCAAGGCCGUUUCACGCAUCCGUUAUGCUUUAUCAGGCCCUGUUUCACUCUCUUUUUCUCCACACACACACGCACGCACGCACACGCAAGCACACACACACACGAUUAAAAGACUUGAGAUAUGUCUCAACGCCACUUCUUCUGUGGUUAGGAAGCAGAGUUGCCACAGACACUCCAGCAACCUAAAAUACAAUUUAUAAAGCCAUUGUUUGAGCUGAAUCCAAAGCAUGUCACAGACAGAGGAAGUGUAUAACGACAGUUGAUCACUCAAGCCUAGCCAGAUAUGACUUUUUUUAAAAAGUUCACUUUUUAAGUUAUUGUAGUGUAAAUGCAAGAAGCAGUCUACCACUUUUACAAAACCUGACAUGCAAAAACUUUUCAUCAAGCUCUCAAAACUCUGCUCAUUUUGUUCAAGGGGCGGCAGAGGAGGUGUUUCUCCAGGCUGAGGGGAUUUUGGAGCCAUUGAAAAAUGAAUUAGGGGGAAGAAGGUUUAAAUAAUUCAAAACAAAUCCUUGGGCUUUAGUGGAGGCCUAUAGUCAGACACAAAGAGAGCGGCUCCCCCCUGAUUAGCUCGACUCGGACCUGACCAGCACCUUAUUUCAGACCGCGGAUCGAAGUGGUCGAUACCUCGGCGCGGCGGUUGUGAAGGUGGGAGGGGGUCAUGUGUGAGUGUGUGUGUCUGUGUUGAGAGGUUGGAUGUACAAGCUCUGUUUGAAGCCAUAGAGAGUGGGAGAAGCUAAAUCAUGCAUGUGCUAACGUUAAUUGGCUGUGUACUGUUCAGUGAUGUGGGACUGAGAGACAGGGGGAGGAGAAGAGGCAAGUUGGGGGGGUUUGAGGGGCUAGAUGGUGAGAGUGUUUGUGUAUGUGUGGGCAUGUGUAGCUCAGAUGAACCUCCCGAAUUCAGGCUGCAGCUCUGGACCUCCUUGGGAGGGAAGAAGAAAAAUGAAAAGAGGAAAGAGUCAGACCGGGAGGAAAUCAAGGACCUGAAAGCAAUACAUUUCCUGCUCUCCUGCUGUAUGUGUUUAUUUCACAGGCUGCUCUGUUUUAAGAUUUGGUAUCAGAAGGAUUGAAAUGGAUUUUCUUUUUUUUGAGAAGGGGUUAGCAGGAAUGUGAGCCACAGCAAAACUAAACAGAGAAAAACUGAUAAGACACAAAACUGAAAUAACAAUAUGUUAGUUUUGUUGGAUUUACAGCAGAGUUCAGUGCCUGAACUUCUUUUUUAGUUGUACAUCUUGCGACAAUAAUACAGUAGUACACUAGAAGUAAUCAGUGCAUGCUGACAUGCAAACAUAAAACAGGAAAUACUGUGUGUUGUAAGUGUCCACAAAAGGAAUACAUGAAGUUGUGUUUAAGAAAGGGCUGAAUUUCACUGAUUUCAGAAGAGUUGAGCUUUAUAAAAUGAUAUGGUAUCGCUGUUCAGAUCUUCCAUAAAACAACAGGCAAAAACGUGUAAAAUAUGUCACUUGGAAUAAUGACACAUUUUAAUUUGUGUUAUCAGGGGCCAAUGAAAUUGUUAUUGAAUAAGGAGACUUUAAAUAAAUAAAAAAAACUGCAUCACUCAGCGGGUCACCAUCAAGAGUAUUAACUUACUUUUUUAAACCAUGAAUUUAUAUUUUUUCAUGUAAUUUUGCUGUAUUUGAGAGCAGACCCCUGAGUUUAUUUGACAUAUUCAAAUAAAAAAAUUAUAGUCAUGAAUUCAUUCUACCUAAGCUCCACCUGGACAAUACAAGUUUUUGUAAUUAUAUAUUCAGGUCCAUGUAUAAUGUUGGUUUUUAAAAGGAUCACUCGAGGACCAUUUCCACUACUGACUCCAUUAGAGCAAGAUUUGAAAAGAAAAUUGCAGGAAAAAUUCACAAACGGUUCAGCUACCAUCAUACAGACAGCUUAAUGAAGCUUUGUUUUAUUGGGUUCUCUCUCUCACUGUCUCUAGGGUUCCUACUGGGCCAUAGACACCAAUCCUAAAGAAGACACUGUACCCAGCAGGCCAAAGAAGAGGCCACGCUCUGGAGAAAGGGUAAGUGCACUCAACAAGCCUAAGAAAACUCCCAUCAACAUUGAAGCUAGACUAUGUAAUGUAGUGGCACACCACCCAAGCAAAAAAACAUCUCCACAGACAUCUCUAAGUUCACCUUAAACUCAGAUAUCACCCUCAAUUUCUGAUCUACUAGGUCUUAAAUAAAUUAUUAUUUUUUGUUUUUUUAGGUUGAGAUCAGUGUCACCAAAAGUCUUGACAGACAUGUGUCUGCUUUUGCUUACAGUAAAGAGAUAUUCAUGAAAAAGUGUGAGCUAAAUAAAAAAAAACAGUGAAAAAAAAUGUGACUUUCCCUUUUACAAGAUCUGACAUUAUGAUGUUAGGACAGACAAAGAGCAAACCAAGUUGAUUUUUUUUUUUUUUUGGUAGGGCUAAAAAAAAGAUAGUUUACAGCCAACAAAGAGCUUUUAAAGCAUUAAAGGGAAAGUUCACAGCCAUGCUAGUGACUCUUUGUGACUGCACUAAAGCAAAACACUGUGAUACUAACAUGAGCAUGCUAACUUACAAACAGUGUUUUCAUUUCAAAAGAGUAAAGUGCUUUAAAUUACCUCAGAUAUUGCCUUUGAUUUUACUGGAGGAUUGCCCUUGACAAUGCAACAUGACAAUGCAAGAAAAUCCAGCACAUAGUCUUCACUGUAGGGCUGAUCAUAGGUUUUAGUAGAUCAAGAAAGAUGAUUAACUUAUCGACUUCUGGAUUUAGAUGCAGCAGCAGAAAACAACGGGGUUGAUUUCAAAACACAAAAGUUUUAAUGAAAAGUGGUGUGGCAAAAUUUAUUGACAACGUCUGAGGCUAUAAAUAUAAGUAACCCUGUGUCAACCCCAAGAGUGUGGCUGGUGUUCAGUCAUCAAUCAAAGCAUCUGGAUUAAAGAGCUGUGAGCUCCUUGAUGUGUUUCAAUGUCACCUCCAUCUGUGUUCAUUUAUUUUCUUUAUUACCUCAUAAAAAGUGUUGGUUUAAAAACUAAAAUUUCAGAACUACAGCCAAACCAAACUAUCAAGUUUAUGGUAUAGUACCAUCAAAAUUUCACAGAUGAAGUUCUCUUUUGAUUGUUACCUAAGCCAUGUGUAUGUGGGUCAGUAGCUGUGCUGAAACAAUAAAAAAGAUUAAUGAGGAUGCAUUUUGAACAUUUAGCUUCACACAGUCCCCAAUCCAAUAAGCUUCCUUUUUUAAAGGAUUAGGAAGCUCCAGGUAUUUGAUAUUAACACCUGCAGCUCUUACAUGCCCACAUGCCUUGCAGAUAAAAGAUUCUGAGGUGAUAUAAAUUGAAAUUUAAAAGCACGAUCACAGUAAUUCACGCAUGUGGUGAUUCCUCAUUGACAUCCUGUAUCAAUGCAAGGCUUUUAGUAGUAUGACAACAGUCAAGGUUAAGCAACCAAUUAGUGAAAUCAGUCAGUGUGAUGUGGAUGUGGCACCUGCUGGAUGAAGACAUAAUGAGUAUAGUCCUUUUCACUCUUGUGCUGUAUUUUAAGGAUGGAGAUGCUGUUCCUGUUUUUCUUACCAUACUGUAGAUGUUUGCAUCUAGCAAAGGUGUUUUUACUACAUGUAUGCCUAACUCAACUGUGCUUGUUUAAAGAAAACCUGCAGAGUCUUUAAUGCUCGUGCAGAACAACUGGUCAUCUUGCUUCCUUUCUCAUGCUGUGUCUGUCUCUCUGUCACUGUCUGUGUAUCUCGAUCAUUAUCUUUCUGCACGUCUGUUUAUCCGUUUGCCUGCCACUCUUCCCCCUGCCUCUCCCUCCCUGCCUGUAUCACUGCUUCAGCCCUCUACUCUCCAGGGAACUCAUGCAGGCAUGGAGCAGCAAAGUGCACAAUCACAGUUACUCAUUGGAGGAAGAAUCGAGGUAAAAAAAAAAAAAAAACAGAAAGGGAGAGGGGAAAUGUGGAGAUAGAGAGGGAGGUGUGGAAAAAAAAACAGAGAAAGACAUCAAGGUAGAGCGAGCAGAGAGGGAAAAGUCAAACUAAGGGGGAAGGAAAGAAAAAGUAUGAGUAGCAAGGAGACGAGGAAGAAGGAGAGAGAGUAUUCUAGGCUUGUGUUCCAGUUAAUUACCACAGAAGGCCCCGGAGCUGCCGUUAGACAUAUUUUCUUCACCAUUUUUUUAUUACAAACAUUAAUUAAUUCAGAGCCUUGUCAUCUCGUCUUACAUGGAAGGGCCCUUCGACCCCUUUUCUUACGCCUCACUUGCAUCGCUGGCAGACACACUGUGGGCUGUCACAUGGGCUAAAGAGGAACAGGGAGGUUUUAAGUGCUAAGAUUAAUAGCGUGGGUACCGCCUGGAAAAAGAAAAAAAAGAAGGUGAGCUAAAUAUGUCGUACUGUUUUCAUUUGGGUUUUGUCGCACCUCAGCUACACAGUCAAAGUCUUUAAAGUCUCCUGAUGACAGCUGCUGUGCAAAUGAAAAGAUUUCAAGUUGGCAGCAAGGCUAAACGUCGGCUGCACAAAUGCAUUGUAUAAAUGUGUGGACAGGCAGUGUACACUUAGUUCAGUACCUGCGUCUCCGCUGCCCUUAGCAUAAUCACUCUCUUUCAUUUCCUGUGUGCCUCUGUCUGCUUCUCUGUCUGUCCUUCAGCAAACAAUUAUCUCUCUCCCUAUUCUUCCUCCUUUCCUCCACAAGCCGUCCUCACUCCUCUCGUCACCUCUCUGUUGUCUACUUUUUAAGUGCCUCUACCAGGGAACCGACAACCCGUUUCACAGGGAGUUUAUCAUAAAUUAAAGAUUGCAUUGUUACCAACCAAUCCUCUUACUGUAAGCAGUUUGGGGAGGCAGGCAAGCUGUCUUGAACUCUGAAAGGAGUCAGACAUGCAAAAAAUAUUGGCCUCUUUUUUAUUUGUCACAUUGCAGGCUCCAAUUUAGCCCCUCAUCGAUUUCUGAAUAGUUCCUCAUAUCCUCACUCUCACUUAACCCAACUUUAGCUCCAUGUGAGGACAACAGAAAAUGAACUGCGGCUGCAAACCUCUUAGGAAUGAAUAAUGCAUGAGAAUAGUUUGAUUUAUCUUAUCAACUGCAAAUGAUGUGCCACCUCCUUUAGCUGUUAAGUGUCCAGCAAUUUAAAUUCAGUGUGCCUUGAUUAUUUCACAUCGUUGGAGUCUGGUGCAUCGUGGUCAUGCUCAGUAAGGAGGAAGGUGUAGUGAGGAGUCAUGAACGUACUCAGUCAAAGGCUGUUAUGACCUUUUUCCUGUUUAAUUUCAGAAUUAAUAUUUACUCUCACCCUCCUUUUCUGUGUUGGAAAUACUGCCACAUAAUCAUUCAUAGGCAAUACUCCAUUACCAAUAUUUGACAAUGUCUUUGGAUUUGACAAACAGUGGGCCAAAGAAUAAGAAAAACACACACACACACAUUCUGCUGUGAAUUAAGCCAUUAAAACUCCCAACAACCCUUUAGGCCAUAGCCCCAGGGUUUGCUGAUGAGAAACUGUGUGUAGCUGGAUAAGGUUUAAAAAGGUUGGUGUUGGUAUUUUUCAUGUUAUUGAAGUAUCAAAAACACGCCUAUUACUUUUAUUUAUUCUGUACCCUGGAAUCUCACCACUUUCCCUGGUGUGUAAUUAUAAUCAACUUAUUUUAAUCAACCAACUGUGCUUUAACCCUCACAUACUGUUCAAAUCCUGUACCCUCACAAUAUGUCAAAAUUGCCCCUUCAAAGAGUUCAAAGAGCAGCUUUCUGUCACAGAAAGUUCUCUUGACUAGUUAAGUCAUUUUGACCUCUGUCUAGGUGUGUCUGUGUGACUGUAUGUCUGUGUGCGUGCGUGUGUGUGUGUGUUUCUGUCAAGGUAAUGAUAGUUUCAUAAUGAUUUGAAUACAUCUUUUUGAACAACAAACCUUAUAUUGAACACUGUUGUUACUGUUUGUCACUUGUCCCACACUGCUAGAUCUAAAAUCCAUCUAAAUAUAGAUACGGGUCAAAUUUGACCCAUAACAGCCUUAGAGGGGAAAAAUUUGUAGCACAUAAACAAAAAUACACAUGAAUAUUUUUAAAUUAAUUUCAUGUAUUUUGGGUUAUUUCAGGAAAAGUCAUCAAGUUUCAGGCUUAAAAAAUGAUGUUUAGGGUAUUUUUACUGCUGUUAAAAGUCAAAAUGGGUCAAAUUUGACCCCGAACGGAAUGUGAGGGCUAAGACAUUUGAGUACAUACAUUCUUGUAAUUGAAGAAACCAAAUUGGCACAAGCACAAACCUGUAUAUAUCAAAAUUGGUGUAAAAUUGGUUUAUUUUUUCUCAAGGAAAGUUAAAGCAACAAAAGAAAGUCAUAAAUCAGUGUUCUCUGUCUUGCCAUGCGCAAGUUGAAUGUGUGCAUUUUAUGACUUGUUUUUAAUUGAGUUGAAGUCUAAGGUCAGCAUAUCGAAGCCAAUUUAACUAAUUGGCUUCAAUAUGCCGUUUAACUCAUUUUGAAGUCAGGCGGAUUCUAGCCUGUGCAUAGUGAUGUGGUUUACAUGGUGCCAUAAGUGACGUCACCUGAUCAACUGCUCCUAGCCAGUCAAUGAACUUCUGACAUGUGAGACAUUAACUCUUCAAACUCUUCAGCAGAAUCACAAGAUAAUGAUUGCACCUGCUUGAAACCAUGAACAGUGUCUGAUAGCAUAAAGACACCUAGUGAGCCUUUGGUUGUACAUUGUAAACAGUUCUCUCAGCUGAUGUUCCACCACAACAUCCAGACAAUCACCCUGCAUUUACCUUCUUAACCCAGUUGAUUCCUAAGUGCAAACACAAAGCAUUAAUGGCAGACACUAAACCUGUCAAAGCAGCAAAGCACAGGUGUUCCUAAUAACAGUACUGAUUGCUCUGUAGUGUUUAGGUGACCCAAUAAGGUCUGACAGUGUGACAGUGAGUCAGCAUGCACACUAAUGAGCCCCAGGAAACUGAGGCCGCUAAAUUGAAUUCAGCUUUCAUUAAUUUGAUGCUUUUCUACUUUGACAGGUACAAAGGUAUGCUAACAUUUCUAUUGAUCCUCUAGUUGUGCAGAUUAUUUUGGCAUUAUCAUUAUCUACUAGAUCAUAAAUUACUCAAUCACUUCAGCCUCAUUGUCACUCCCCCUUUUCUCUAUUUUCAGGCAUCAACUCCUUACAGCCUGGAGUCUGAGUCUCUGAGAAUGGACUGCAUCAUGUCAGGAGGGACAUCUCCUACUCUGGCCAUUAAUGCUGUAACUAACAAGGUGAGACACCGGCUGUUGUGGAGCAGAAUAGAGGUUUGAUAAAGAGACCCCAAAGCACACCAUCCCACAAGCUAGAGGUCUCUAUUGUGCUAGAUAAACCACCUUGACUAUAAGCAUGUACUCAUAGCUGACCCUGUUUGCUACUCUCAUAAUGGCACAAGUUCAAAGUGAUUCUUGACAGAUUUCAAUGUUUGCUCCUUUGCAAGGUUUACUGUGUGUUUGUCAUAAAAAGGUUAUAAGUCUGAGUUGUUUUUCAGUCCCCACAUGAAAUUCUAGGACAAGUGAGCCAUGUGUUUGACUUAAAUGGACUGACUAACAUUAAGAUUAUGUAUUAAUGAAAUGACAUGCUUCAGGAUCCUCUCAGAUUGCAUGCACAAGUUUAAAAAAAACUGAUAAAGCUCAGGAAGAUGUUUCUUAGUGACCAUUUAAGUCUUAUGAAUAUUCAUCUCUUAAUCAUGUGUGAUGAUUAUUUUUGACGGAUGAAUUAGUCAGGAGAGGGAGUCAUUCUUAGUUGCAGCUGAGAAAAAAAUGUGUUGAACUUUUAAAGACUAAAACAAAUACCAAGUGAUUAUAUGACGCUUUAGACUGAAAACUGCAGCAGACCCAGUCUCUGUUUUUCUCUUUCAACAUCAGUGGUGUGGACUUUUUUACAGAUUGUGGCUUUAACACACAACCUUACGCAAUAGCACACACACAGAGAGACACAGACACACACAUGAAUGCUGACUGGGUGUGACUGUCUGUAUGAGGGUCAGAGAUCAAGCGGUGACUGGGAGCUCUGAUGCCUGUCUGAACCAGCACACAGAACACACGCACGCACACACACAGGGUGAUGAUGUGUGGUCGUGACCUUUUGUCUGACCCCGACUAAAGAGAAAAUUCAUCCCACAGCAGCAGCUCACAUAACUUUUAAGUGUUUGGUGUGGACAUGAUGUGAAGGUCUGGACUUGACGGCUUACUUCAGUUUUCCAUCCUGCCCUUUUAUAGAUCUUAAGUCAUCCUCUGAAUUUAUCUAUAUACAAUACUUUAGCCUUGGUCUUUUUCCAGUAUUCAGCUGUUGGUUUAGCUGAAUUAUACUUACACUAUGACAUCUUUACUGUGAUUUAUUUGAUAUAUAACAGAAGCAGGAAAUUGUGAUGGAUCAAAAUAAAAUUUAGUAUCAUUACUGAAGAUAACAGCUCAGAGGUAGAGUCAGUCAUUUCUCAUUCAUUCAUAAGUUUGGUGGUUUGGUAUCUGCUCACACAUGUCAAAGUGUCGUGAACCUUAACCUGCUGUCAAAUGGCUCAGCCUGGCGUUUGUGUAUAAAUGGAUUAGUAAAAGCUAAUGAGCACUCUACACAGUUGCCUCUGCUAUUGUUUGAAGACGUGGGAAUGUUUGGGGAUUAAACCAUCCUCUGAGUGGUCUUGAGACCUAGAAUAGUGUGCUUCAUAAGUACAGUCAAUUUACCAAAUAUGUCGUCGUCAUUUUUAUACCCUCUGUAUAAAACAGGCUGUGGCAUCCAUCUUGUAGAUUCGGACCCCUAAAUAGGAUUUAAAACUGUAUGAGGCAGACCUUUUGAUAUUAGCAUAAGUGAGCAGAGGUAGCAGAUAUUUGUGUCUGUUUAGGUCUGUGUUGAGCUACUUUUUAAUUUUCUUUUCUAAAAUUGGUAGUAAAGUGGCUGUUGUGGCUUUAAUUCUGAUAUUUUCAGGUUUUACAAGGAUUCGAAGAGUCAUACGAAGGUUACACGUUGAUAUAGUAAAAAGAUUAUCUAGUUUACUGCUGGAGCUAAAAUUUAACUCCAUAUUAGCCACUGUAGCACAGUUGGUCAAUUUAUAUAUGUGAUAAAACAGUGAACAGUUUUUACUACCAUUGGGUUUCUAUUUUAGUUCUACUGAUGCUCUCCAUGACGUUACUGAGUAACUCUGUAAAAGUUAAUCAUGUUGUAUUAAUAAUAAAGAUAGAUUUAACAAUAGAUAACAGGAGGUGAACAACAUCUCUUACGAAGGAGAAUAUCUCAUCACCCAGUUAUUGUUGCAGUCUCACUGUCAGGACACUUUAAGUGUAUCUCGUCAUAGGCAUGAGCACCAGAGAACAGCCAGUUGACCUUAUUUUCAUCACUUUACACUAAUUCUGUUUUACUCCGGGAGAGUCAAAAGCUUUUCACAUUUUAGUCACUACUUUAAUUUUAGAGAAAAUGAUUCAGAGCAGAGAGAGGAAGACCUUGAUGGUAAUAAUGCUGAUGCCAACGUCAAUGAUAUCCACCCACAUCCAGACAGGUGGCGUCCUGCAGGCACAGCAGUGUGUCAGACCCUCUGCUGUAUCACAUUUGCUUUUUUCUGUGUGCAUUGGAGAGAAAGCCUGAGCUUCUGACAGAUAUCCCUUUAAUGUGAAACUAGGAAAUAAGGAUAACAAAAAUGUUAUCCCUAAGGUGGGUGGAUGAAGUCAUCUUUACAUUUUGACAUUGUGUUAGCUAGUUGCAUUCUCAAACUCUUUUUUUAGAUAUGAAAUUUGAAACGUCAUGGGCUUUAAAGAUUAUAUAAGUCUAUUUUUGUUUCUUCAUUUGCGCUUUAAGGGAUAUUUUACAAAUUCCUAAACACUGUUUUAAUAUUACAACAAGAGAAGAAAGAGAAAUGUAGGUCCCCUUAGAUGUCAAAGAGAAUGAAGAGUAACACCUAAAAUCUUUGCUCCUGAAAAUCUUUACCUCUGAAAAUAUUCCUUUUUUUUGCUACAACACGCUCUGCACAGUAGCGCACUGCUCAAGAGAGCCUUUAACUGUUGUCUCAGCCGAGGGCUAUAAUUUCACAUUUGUCUAUACAAUUAAAUGUAGCCUGAAGGCAGAGCUGGCACUGUUCUUCACAUGUACUGACAGUCAAACAAAACAAGAGGAGCAUGAUUCAACAUAAUCCUGAGGCAUUUCUCUUCAACAGCUUUGUGUUUGUCACCGCAAGACAACAUACAGCGCACUUCCUCUGAAGCAGUGAGGCUGGCAGCGAGCCAGCAGACAAUUAAGGCAUUUUUCAGGUUUCACAGGUGGUCUCGAGGUCAGGGCUUGUAACCAAAAUGAGCAUGUUAAAGGAAGAAAAAAUCAUUAGUUAAGGGUCUGUGCAACAGCACUUUACUGCAUGGACCAGCACCUUCAUUUCCUGUUUUCCUCAUGAGUUGUCUUGUAGGUUAAUGGUGCAUGGGUAACUUUUUGAGGUUGGCGAUGUUUAUUUAAGCUUCAAUAUAAAUCGGCUGAUGAACUAAGGAGCUAACCGGGAAUAGCAAAGGAGGUAUUCACUGCCUUCAAAAGAGGUUAUCCUGAUAGCUCAAGUGUUAGGCUUUGUAUGAACUCCUUUAUCAUCAAAUUAACCCCAACUCCAUCAUGUGUUAAUGUGUAUGUGUGUGUGUGCGUGUGUAUUUUUGUAGGUAGCACUUUACAACCCAGAAGCUGAAGGCAGCGAGAGCCCUGGGAGUCUGGGUGGCAGCCUGAGCAACAGUCUUUCAGAGCAGAGUUUGGCAUCUGUCAACCUUAACAACCUGAACACGGCCGUCAGCAGCGGCGGUAACGUCCACAGCUACACACCAGUAAGACUUUCUUUACUUGAGUGUCAGUCUAACGAUUGCUGCAGGAGAGUCUCUCUCUCUCUUUCUCUCUCUCUCUCUCUCUGUCUCUGUUGUCUGCUGUCUGUCUGCUCAAGGACAUCAGCCCACCUGAAGCUGCUGCAAACUUGGUUUUAUUUCAGGACAGCUUCCUCCCACUUUUCUUCUGUCUUAGUUGAAAUGGCAAAUCUUAAACUGCCUGCAUGCAAACUUCAAAUUAUGUCUCUUAUAUGUCUGUGUGCUCUUUUUACUGACAUAGUCGGGAUGAUUCAGUCACCGGUCCACACAUUCUCAGUGGGUACAGAAGGUGUGUGCUGCACCCUUAACAGACUGAGGAGGUGGUAACCAGCAUACAGCAUGUAUACUGCAUCGACAGUGUACUGUCAAGAUACUUGUUUGCUGCUCUUUUUGUUAGACUUUGCAAACAAAAAAAAAAUGUUCUGGCCGAUAUGAAUCCUUCCACAGAAGAAAAACUGAAUGAAUUCCAUCAACAAACAGGCACACUGAUGGUUUUGUCUGUAAAAACCACAAAUGUAGUGAUGCUAACUUACUAGAUCAUUUAAAAAUGUUGCUAACUAACCUAAUUGAUUGCUGUUGUUAAAUUUUGAGAUGCAUGAUCAAACAGAGUCAAAAGGACAUCUUCAGUCAGUGUUUCUCUUUUCUAGAACUUAUUUGAACUUUGCAAACAAAUCAAGUUGCAUCCAUCCGUGAAGACUUUUGAAUUAAUUACAAAGUUUUUCCAGAGUUGUGGAAAUGUGUUUAGAAGAACAGAUUGAUUGAAAACUCAAUUUCAUGCUUUUAAAUGAUUCGUUCAUAUGCUCUUAUUCGGCUCUGCAGCCAACUAUCAUUACUGUUGUCACAGUCUCACACCCCUUAGGGUUGACCAGCCCAAAUUACUUCACAAAUUAAUUCUAAACCUGUGGGAAAUACUGGUUUGAGUUGAUAGAAGAGGCUUUGUCUGUCAGUCAGAAAACAUCAGAGUCAUCCUGGCCUGGCUAUUCUCAUGUGAACAACUUAAAGGAAAAAGGGGAUCAUACAACGAGAUCAAAUGUAGAUGAAUUCUGAUGCCCAUCACUUUAACACCUGUGCUGUGCCCCUUCUGUGUCCUUUUCUACACACUCCCAUACAAAUGUAAAAUAUAAUCAAGGUUGUCCUAUGCUGUCCACUGUUUUCAUGCCUGCAGUCUUGGCCAAUGUAAAAUGCAUUCCAGACUUGGCAAACCACAGACACUGAGACAUAUUUGGCCAGAGUUGAAAUGACUCCUCAUCCUUCAUGAAACAGGGUCCCUCUGCUCUCAAUCCGUGUGUGUGUGUGUGUGUGUGUGGGAGAGCGAUGAUGAAAAGUUGCCUUUUUUUAAUGAAGGGACUCUGUCAGAAAAUCAACUGCCCCAUGUGGAGGGAUUUGGCUUUAAAGAAAACAAUUAUUUCACGAUUGUCAAAUGUUUAUCAAUUGUAGAAAACAUGUUCUCAACAUGGGAAGGACUUUUGGCUAAUUGGAUUGGACCUCUUAAUGUGAGCUGUGAAGAUUCAGGUGAAAAUACGAAAAGUCAGAUCUGAUAUUGACAGCGGGAAAAUCUACCAAAGAAAGAAAAAACAACACUUGCUUUAUAACAGGCAUUCCCAUUUUUGGAUCUUGGACUAAGAUGGUGUCAUACUAGAAUGGAUGCAUUUUAUUUUGUAAGAUAAUUGUUUGAGCAGAUUCAUGUGUUAACAUAAAUGAAAGCAUGCAGCUAUGCAAAAAAUACAAACAGUAAAAAUGAGUAAUAUUAAUUACAUUAAAAUAGUCAUAAAAAGUGUGAUAAACAUUCUUAAAGGUCAUUUGUUCAAUUUUUGAGUCAUUUACUCAUUUGUUCAUGCUUCUCUUGAACAGUUAGACCGCUUGAAAAAUGUUCUCUUUACUGGCUGAAUAUGAAAGCUUGGUUUUUUUGUCUUUCUUACAUUUGUCCUGUUCAACUGUUAUACUAGAAGUGCACAUUCAUGUUCCACAGAAAAGAAGUCCUAAUGCUUGUGGUGUCCCUGUCAGCCUUGGAGUUCCUCCAUCAGGCCGACCUCAAAAGAAAUUCUAUUAAAGAGGAAAUUAAUUCAGGGACCGAUUUGGUUAAAAUGUGUGCUUUUUGUACAGAGGCGACAGACUUGUUGCAGUGGGAAAAGGUUCAACCCCUGACCUUGACCCGUAGCUGCAUGUCUUCACCCACUGUGUAAAGGUUAACCUGAAAUUCUUAAGGAUCAAGCUCCACAAAGGAUAAACCUUUCCACUCUUGAUAUUCAUUAUACUCCCUCCUAGUUUCAAUAAAAGUCAUUUACAAUUUCAUACUCCAUACUCGUACUCCAAGGAGAUAAGUUGGUUUGAUAUAUGUGGUUACUCCAUGCUGCUGCACCACCUUGAUUUGCAAACACACUGGAUAAAAAUGACAGAAAUCUGAUGUUUGCAGUAUUUUUUCUAGUUGUCUCUCUGAGCCAAAUGUAAUGCAAUUUUAAAGGCAGGUUUUUGUUGAAAAAAAAUUGAUCCAAUAUCACCUGAAAGCUGCAAAAUCCCAACCCUUCAUUAUUUUCCCUUGCAACAGCUGCUCACCUUUUCACCAUCAAUCAUUUCUCCCCGUUCACCUCCCACCUGCAUUAGCAAAGGUCAGUGCAAUCUCAUCUCGUUAACCUCUCAUUUCUAGAGGCCAUCUUUUGUUUUCGUCCCCCCUGUACCCCCUCCCCCUCCACCUCCCCCUCCUUCUCCUCCAUCACUUCAGACCUCAUCUGUGGUCUAGUCCAGUGGGAUCAGGGUUAGUUCUGCCUCAUUACCUGGUGCAGGUGAUACCUUCCUAACUGACUGUGAUUACUGGUGGCAUCACAGGCAGGUUUCUCAAAGACACAAGAAAAGUUGAUAGAAAGGCAGCCAUUACUGGGUGGAGGUGGAUGUGUGGGGGGAUGUGUCAUGCGAAGUUGGCUUGCAUGUGCGGAGGCACACUGAUCACAGCAUAUUGCUUGUGUUUGCUGGGUGGAUGGUGAGGAGGAUGACAGCUGGGAUGAGACGAUAGAAGGUGGAGGGAGACAGGCUGCAUUCACAAUACAAGAAAGAGAUUUGACACACUGUACUUUGUUUGAUGUGUUUAUAUGAAAAGAAAUGAGUUCCAGUGAAAGUCUACUUUUUAUUGCAUGAAAUUGGAUUUGACUUGAUCACCACUGUGAAUGACUAAAUUAAAGAAUGACUUCUUGAUGGAAUUAAUGUGAAAACUGAAUUUGAAUAGCAACAUUGGAAAAUGAAUAAAAUUUCCUUCAACCAAAUGUGAUAAUCAUUGUAUUUUACUUUUAAAUUCACAGUGCAGUCCUCCUACUUCAGGUUUCUUCAUUUAGAAUCAGCUUCAAGACAAAAGUUUUCCAGUAUGUUAAAUGACAGGUGGCAGCAUCUUUAAUAUCUCUAUCAUGCUAACUCACAAAGCUGCUAAUUGCACCUGCAGAAACUUAUAAAAGGAGAACAACACAAGGAACUCAAAAAACCAACUAGGCACAGACUGAUUUUGAUUAGACUUUUGCUGUGAACACUUUUUUGUUGUGAAACAGUGGUCACAUGUCAUCAUUGGUAUGUGUGUUAUCUCAUGUACACCGAUGCGGAGUGGGAGGCGGGGCAAGCAGAGAGUGCAUUCAUUAAAAAAUACCCAUCAGGCCUUUCAUAGAAAACAACACUGGAAUAGGCCUUCAGCUUGUGGCUCUGUCAUAGAGUCUUGAUCCCUGAAACCCUAUUUCAGUGGAGAAGCUGACAUUCACUGUAGUAAACAAUGGAGCAGGACAAGAUAAUACUUUAUUGAUCCACAGAGGGAAAAUUGAAUUUGUGAAUUUGUGUGUGUUUGUGUUUGUCAGCUGGACUCUGAUGCUCUGACAUGCAGACAGCAGAGUAAGAAGUUGUAAUAACAUGAAAAUUCUGUCAGACUUUUAGCUACAUGACUAUUUUGGUACAAAUAUUGACCCACUAAGUGGCAGAUGGACCUCUGAAAUUUAUGCGCAGGUAAUGGGGGAUUUUUAAAUAAUGGUCUCUUUAAGAAUUUUUACAGUGAAAUCCAGUGGACUACAUUGAAAUAGUUUACUCAUGCUGUUUCUGUCCUCAGUACUUGCUCUGGUGAUUUUAGUGUUUUUGUUUUGUAUUUACUUGAAGGGCUAAAUUUUAAGUUAAAAAAAUUAAGACCAGUUUUCCCUAAAUAAUCAUUUAGCAUCUUAUUUACUUGAAACAAGAAUAAACAUUUCUAAAGAACACUAAUUUUUGUCUGCUACAAAAUCCCGGGGAUAAUGAGGAUUUUUUACUUUGUCUUUUGGAAACUCGAGCAACGACCAACUUUUUGCUUAAUGACAAUUUUUUUCCAACCCACCCAGUGUUGAGGAAUCGCAUCGUGCAGAAUGGCUGGAGUGUUUUUGAUGCAGUGUUGAUCUAGCCAAGCAGUUGAAUUCAGCCUUUAAUGUGUUUUUCUUGAACCAAUUCCUUCAUUGAUUUUCCCUAUCUGUCUGUCUGUCCUCUCCCCCUCUUCCUCCCCGUCUGUCUCUCUUGAAGGUAAGUAGCCACUCAGAGCCUUCAUCCCAAUCCCUGAGCCUACAGCAGCCCACUCAGCCACCGCCACCUCCCCCUCCUCCCCCACAGCCCCAAUAUGGUUUGCCAGUCCCGGAGUCAAGGGACAAGCAGCUCUGCUUCUCAGACUUUGAGGACCUCAGCGCUUCUUUCCGCAGUCUCUACAAAUGCGUCUUUGAGCAGUCGUUCUCACAGCAAGGUUGGUAUUGACCUUCAUGUUGUGCGAUGCUUAGUAACAGUGCAUGCGUGUGCCUGUACAACAACUUAAAUGACAAGUACACAGAAAAACCUUGUAAACCUCUAUGUCAAGCUUCAUGCAAGUAAUUAACUGCCAGACUUAAGCUCCUAAUGAAACCGAAAGAAUUUAACGCUUCUUUCAUAGCAGUAAAAGCAUUCCAGUAUUAACCUCCACCAAACACUACUCCUACUCUAUUGUGUUUUAAUAAACAAACAAUCUGUUGUUCCGCAUAUCUGCAUCCAACGGCUCGCUCAGUCAAAUGAGUAAAGGCAAUUAAGAGGAAGAAUUCAACGGAAGGAGAAAAAUACACACAAACACAUCUGCAGUCGAGCAGAGCAAAAGGCUCUUGCAGCUUUGAUAGCAGCUAAUUAGAUUGAUUCUAAAGUUUGUGUAGCAUCUUGCUAAUUGCUUCCUGAAGCUUUCAGGUCACCAGGCCUCCUCCCUCUUGGACCCUCUCUAUCCCACCACCCUCCUAUCACCUUCCCUAUAUGCACACACAUCUACGUACGCUCUGUAGCGGAGGAGAUUGAUGCGCUCUGUUGAGCUUUGCAACUGCUGCCUGGAUUCAUCCUCCGUUAAGGUCCUCUUCAUUUUAUGGUCAUGGCUGCACAAGCAGGGAAAAGAAAAGACAGUAACAAGUAGGGAGGGAAAAAGCUAUGACACUGAGACCUAGACUGCGAUGAAGAAGAGGAUGGAAAAAAGAUUUAGCCAAUUCUUUAAAGAGGCCCAUAAGUGUGCGACUAAGCGGGAAACCAUGUCAGCAGUCAUUGUAUUUCAGAGUUUGAGUCACAAUGCGUCACUCAGAGAGCAGUUCAUAGUCUCCUUUGAAAAACAAGAGUGAGUCCAAGGCUGCACACCACACUGACACUGACUCAGGUUAUUUUGCAAUCAUUUUCAGAAAGAUCUUAGUAGAAAAUGUUGAGACAAAACAAGCAAUUUAGAAAUAAAUCAGUCCUACAGUCAAUGUGUAACUGCAACACACAGUCAAGUGUCACACAGUAAUUCCUUAUUUCCUCACAGCACAUCACAUCAAAUGGCUUUAAAGGGAUAGAGUUUUCCAGGAAAAGUUUUCAAGAGGUACUCAUCAACUGUUGGUUUAUUACAGUAAAGGGAGGUGAAGAUUAGCCCUGUUUGGAGAGGUCUGGAGGAAAGGAGACACACUGCUUUGACUGUGGGCAGGGUUUGAUGCAAAACAUAUUCAGCAAACUUACUUCAGUUUAUGUGUUGGUAGUACUGCAACUACUCAUAAGCACAUAAUGAAGCUCUACUUAAAGAAAUCUUUAUAAUCCUUUCAAAUUUCAAUAAUAUGAAAUCGUGCUUUUCCACAUUUACAACAAAAAAAUGCAAGUUUGAGGCUUUUUUAAUCUUAAAAUCGCGAUAGGAUAUUAAAGCAGAAUCAGAGAGGAAAUAUAGAGCUGGAAGAAAAUGCAUCAAACCCCCUCAUCUAAAUAACAGUUUUCUCAAACUACACGUUAUAAAAGUAGAAAGAAAUCUCAAGUUAUUAUACCUGAAAAUAUGCAGAACCAUGGCUCAAAAGCAGCUAAGAGCACACAUCUGAGAAUAACCCUGUAGCUGAAGACAACAACCAGCAUUGCCCGGAAAUUUAACAAGGCAGCUGCCUACCUUACAGUUUUUUUGCAGCUGUCUGUAUCCAUGAUGAGAAGUAAAGGAGAUGAAACACACUGUGGGGUUAAAUCUGUGCCUUAGAAAAAUUGCCAGAGACCAGAAUCUCUUCCUCUGUCAGUGAGAAGAAACAGCACACCUUGAUAAGGAAGACCAGGUGUUUGUGUGAGUGUCAAAGAGAGACAUUUUUGUAACCAGAGACGGAAAAACCACCGGACUGAAAUCAGUGGUUCUUUUUUGAAGUCAGGAGUGUAAAUAAAACUUUUUGACUAUCUUCUUUGACAAAAUGGGUUUUUUUUGUCCUUUUUUGUGUUAUCCUUUGUAAUGUUAAUUUUAUGCUUUUAUGUCAUUUUUAAACCCUACUUUUCUUCAUUACUAAAUAUUGACCUGUCUUGUCAUGAAGGGUUUAAUCUUCUCAAAUGUUUGCCAUAUUUUUAGUUUGCCAUGUGCAGUUUUCAGAGGGUUUCAUUUUUUUUUUCAUGUCCGUGUUUGUAAUGAUUUGUGCUUUGUUUAUUUUUUAGGUUUGAUGGGUAUACCCAGUGAGUCCACCCAGCAGGCCCGGACUGCCUGCUCCUAUCAGCACUCUCCAGGUGCGGGAAGUGGCAGCAGCCACCAUCACCAACACAACCACGGUCAGGUGUCGCACCACCCCCACCACCCUCAGCAGCACCUUUCCCCCCACUCCAACCACAGCCAGCACCAACAGCACCAACAGCACCCUGCUCAUUCUCAGCAGCACCCAUCCCUCUCCCACCAGAGUCAUACUGGGCAGACCUGCCCCACAACAGGUGAGUUAAAUGCUCAAUGUUCAAGAGUAUGCAUGCGGGGUGUUAAAAACUGUGUGUGGGCAGAGACGUACUAAUUUCACACUGUAAAAGGUCAAAUACUAUAAAGGACAGCACAGAGAAGACCAUCAAACCCUAAACCAGCAGAGUAAUUUAAUGGAUGUUAACUGAUUUAACAAAUUCAUCCUUUAUGUGAUAUGGUAUACCUCAGAGUAUUUAAAACCUUCUAGUCUACAACAUGGCCAUUAAUGUGAGAUACUGUACUUUGAAAUCAACCUCCUUAUGACAAAAAGUAUUGAUAGAAAUUUGAAAGAUGACAGAAAUGAAUUUUAACUAAGUUGUUCACAAACUUGUAAAAUUGUUCUUUGAUUAAAAAUGUUUUAUGGUCUCUUUCACGUUUUCUUUUUGUGUGAUACAAACUUAAACAUAAAGCUACAACUGUGAAAUAUUUACUAGUUACGUAGACUUCAACUUUUAUCUUCCUUCAAGGGUGGCAGCAAAGGUACAUAUCCUUAUACUAAGGGUAAGAGUAACCUUGUGUCAUUCUGCAAGAGUGUGAAAGCAGUAUUCAGAAACAGAGAGUGAACUGGAAUUGAGCUGAGAGAUGUAUACGCAGGGUUUUUUUCACAGAGUACACCCGACACUGACACCUGAAGGUACACAAAAAAGCCUCUAUACUUGUACACUCAGUCCACCCAGGGAGUGUUAGUUUAUUUUUGCAACAUUUCCUGCAAAUAUACUUUCAUUCUGUAUCAAAGAAGAAUAUAAAAGAGGUGGAGGACUCUUACCCGAGAAACCAGGACGCCGAUCCUAACAGUCACUUUACUCUGCUGUACACCUUUUCACCAGCUCCUGUGACAAUGUGUGGCACAGUUUCCUCUUUCAUGUAUGAAAUAUACAGAUGCUGUAGAGAACCUAACAAGGAUUACAUUUCUCCUGACUUUCAAAGCCACACUGGUGUAAAUGUAAUUUACCUUAAUACACCAGAACAGGCUUGUCUCUGCACAGCCACGCUGCAUUUAUAUGAUACUCGUUCCUCUGUUUGCUCCCCGAGUAUUUGAUAUUAUGAGGCAGAGCCGAUACAGACAGGGAUCUCCUAAGCUUCACUGAGGCUUUUCCUGCUCAUAUUCCCACUCUUUGUUUUUUCCCUUUUUCCUUUGUGUCUCUGCAACACAGCUCUCAGGCCAAAAGAGGGACUAUUCAGACAUUAUUUAUCUAGGUUAGUAUUCCCCUCAACCAAGCAGAGGAUGAAUGAAAGCAAUCCCUCUGUCUUUGAUCCCAGGCCGCACAAUGUAUUGUUGUAUAGUUUGUGGUGGUGAAGGCGCUGAAAAGCAUCUCCUUUUUUCUCUCUAAAGCACAGCCUUAGCUGCAGUGCUGCUGUGUCACACCAUCUUGUGGUGACUGGGGAGACAGAUUUCACCUGUGCAUAUGAAUCACCGUUUUCAAAUUACCCACAGUCAAGCUUAUCAUACUCAUUUUAUAAAUUACUAAUGUUUUUGUCUUUUAAAUAGUUUCCAAUUAAAAAUCUUAAAAUUAAAUUAUUAAAAAAUCUUGAAUUAUCUAUAAAGUCAUUAAUUAAGGGACAAUGUGCUUUAUCACUGGGUUUCUCAAGUGACGUUUCCUCUGUUUUGAUAUCAGUUUAAGGAGAAACAUCUCUCAGACACAUUCAAGAAGUCACCUUGACCUGCUGGAUAAUGUCUUAUGAAAAUGAAACCUUGUUGAUGAUGUUAGCAUUUUUUUUAUUUCACAUUUGGUAACACUUGUAAUGUGUGCACAUGUGUGCUAUUUCUUCAAGGCAUGUCAUCAGACUGGUACCCAAACUUGGACUGGCUGAAGGAGAGCUGCCGCAUUGCUACCAGCUACAACUGGGCUGACGUGGACCUCUCCCCAUUUCAAGGUAACACACAUACUGCACACAAACACACACACCGCUGCAAUUGUUGUGAAAAGCCUCUGAAAUAAACAUUGAUAAAGCUGUCUAUGGCAGCCUGAUUGGACACACUGAGCACUGCUAAAAUGCUCAUGAUGCAGAUCAGUUACUUUGAUUGAACCAUCAUGAUUCCUCACUGCUCUUUCAUAUAAAUCCGCCCGUGAGGCACAAUAUUAUAAUACGCUGUGAGGUAAUAGGACUGGUCUAAUAAAAGUCAUUAUCCUGCAUCUCAGAGGUUGCCACUCUCUAUUUUCCUCUCUCUCUUUCUUUCUCUUUCUCUCCUUCUGUCUCAUACACACACUCUCUCCUUCCCAAUUGUAUGAUGUGAAUAAUCCAAUUAGGCCCUGGCUUGGUAACAGCCUCUUAUCACGGUCAGCGCACAAAGCCGGCACAUCCACACACGAUGGAUGACGAGGACUGGUCUGUGCUGCCUCUCUCUCUCUCUCUCUCUCUCUCUCUUUCUUCAUUCACUCUCUUCCCACAGCGCUUGACCCCUCACGCAGCCGUAAUGCCAUCCUCCACCGUCUCUGGCUCACCUCCAAAGAGCAAGGACCAAGCCUCUUGUCUCUGUCACUAACCAAACACAAGACAAAUGAAUUUCAGUUUAAAGAUAAAUCAGACAGCAGUGCCUUGAAUAAAGGCCUAAUUGUAACUGUUGGAAUAGGAAAACGGAUAUCAGGUGUGCUAUGUGUUAUUUACCACAACAUCUUCACAUUAUAGUCCCAUUAAAGUCAGAUCUGACAUAAAUAUAGAUAUUUGUCUCAGAUCUCACUUGACAUGACAGUCAUUUAGAAUAAAUAAAAUCAAUUUGCCUUUGUCUGAUUGUUAUAUAUCAAUCUAUAAUAAUGUAAAGAAAGUGUAAUUCUUGAAUAUUUAUUUAAAAUGGGACUGUAGUUAUGACUCAUUUAGAUAAAGAAGCACUGUUGUUUAACUAAGUUGUAAAGUAAUUGAUUAUAUUUACUCAUAUUACUGUUAUUGAGAAACAUUUGUCUUUUAUACCUUUUUGAGUAGAUUUUAAUACCUGUACUUUGAUAUUUCCACAUUUUGCAUAAAAAACUGACAGAACUAUACAAGCUCUACUUUAACUGCUACCAUAAAAAUGGUGUCUUACUGCAAGAAACUUCAAUCUUACUGAAACUAUGAAAAUUUCUAAAAUUUGAUUGCAGAUUUCUUUAACGGAUUUGUCUCAUGUCUAUAGAGAAUAUCUCAUUACUCUCAAAAUAAUUGACCUUGACCUUGACAAGUCCAAAAAUAACACUUGUUUCUACAGAUUUUCAAGACUUAAUUUUCAUGUUUCGAGAAACCUCAACAUUUUUUCUCGUGACAUCGGCAGCCAUCUUUUUCAGUAUAAAAUAUGAAGUCCUUAUUUCUUGCACAGAAUAACAAGAAUCCCUUCACAGCCAGACAUGACACGAGUGUGCAGGAACUAUAUGGCAACAACUUUACCUCUGAUUGGUACAGAUUUAAAAUCACCUUAUAAGCGAAAAUUGAACUAUGAACUAUAAAACUAUAAAACUGCAUCCUGUAGACAAAACAUCAGCCAUGUUUGUCAAAUGUUAUUCACAAAUAUCUCCUCCUCCUUCCAUUAGGUCUGAAGGAGAGCAUGCGGCAGGCUGAGCUGAACAACUGGUCACUGGACGCCGCCCAGAUGGCUGACCUGUGUUCCUCCAUAAACCAGUUUUUCACAGCCACAGGCGUCAUCCCCCCUCAGGGCGCCGCUCACCCCCAACCUCAGGUCCAACACCCGACACUUCCAGGUGCACAGCAGCACCCGGCUCAGCCGCACGGGGCCAUGCACCCAAAGGCCAGCCAGCACAAUCAGCACGGGCAACACAACCAACAUAAUCACCACAUCAGCACGGGUGAGUACAUACAGCAGUGUUUCAAUGUGUACUCACCUUACACUCCAGCAAAACACCAGGAGAACUAAGAGUAUGAAUCUCAUUUGAAAUAGAACAAAGUAUCAAAAGUAAAAAUAAUGAUGUUGGGAAAUGUUUUAUUUUGUAUUCUUUACUUUAGAUAGCUUGUUUUUAGUUUAAACAUACAGACAUACAAAGUGAAGUUUAUUAAGCUGUGUCACUUCAGACCAAACAGGCAGUUAGAUGUAAGAGAUUGAAAAAAAUACAAAAUAAAAUUUAGUUUAGAAAAAUAAAACACAAAAGAAUAGUAAUUAGGAUCAAAGAUACUCUUCACCUUCAACAAAUAGUAUCCAUCUCUUUGAGUCAACAUUUGCGUGUUGCUGCUGUGUGCAUGUGGGCUGUCGAAUCACAGUCUGGCUUCAUGCUGUGCCAUUGUUUGCCAACUAUAGCUUUACAAGAGAUUUCUGGAUGUUGUCAGCUCCAUGGCAAAUGGAGUAAAGAUAUGAAGAAACUGAAAUAUUUCCCCAGUGUGAUAUCCACUAACUGACAACACAUUCAAAAGGAUUUCUCAAGCUUAGCAUAAGACAGAGGUAAAGCCAUGCACAUGGUAGAAGCUCAAAAACUCAUACGCAUGUGUGAAAGUCAGAAUACUAAUCUGACGGUUAGUCAUGGCCCUUUUGUCUGUUCCCCCACAGGAAACAUGUACAUGGACUCGAGACAGAGCAUUUCCUCUCUGAUGGGCCCUCCAGGAUACCCCCACAUGCCUCCCAUGAGUAACACGGCACCCAGCAUGACAGGUGACUCCUCCUCUCAUCUAUUAACAGGUCACAAAAAGAGGAGGCUGAAAGCGCUAUGUGUGUGUGUGUUUGCAGUUUUAGAUCUAUGUGUUAAAGAGGGGCACAUUUGCUUGUAGGUGACACUGUACUUGAUUGUAAUGAUACGGUACAAGUAAAGGCAUGAUACAUCAAAGAGAGUUUUUGAAGAGUGUUUUUGAAUCAGAUAUUAGCAGUUUUAGUCUGGUUGGCUUAUUUUAUAAAUUACAGUCAUUUAUUAUAUACACAUACAUGUACACAGAUAUAGGUUUUAAUGUGUUUAUAUAUGUAUAUGUGUGCAUGUGAUGGUAAAUUUAUGUCACUGUUUUGACAACUUAGAUAGCAAAGAGAAUGAACAAUGAAGGGAUACUCCACAGUGCACCUCUAGUUUAGAGGUUGCUAAAAAGCACAAGUUGAAAAAUCAUGGCCAAAGUUGAUGCUACAGAAGCCCAGAUACAAAAAAAAUUAGAUCACUCUAUGACUUAUCAUAUUGUACAUGUAAUUUUCUCAGACUUGACAAAGUUCCUCCAGAUUCAGAAUCAGAUACCCUUUAAAACACUUUGCUGUUUUUGUUUAACAGAAAAAAUACACCUCCUACUGGUUAGAGUUACAUUUGAAGAAGUGUAUAUCCAAACUAUGUUUUGAUGCCAAAGUUUUGUCCUCCUACAUUCAAAGUAUUUUUAUUCUUUGUUGCAAGAGGAAACUGUUCAGCACUGUUUCAGGUCUGUACAGAGUCCUUUGAUAGGACAGCUCAGCUGCUUCUGAGGAUGAUGAUGAUGAUGCCUUUAUCCUACAUCAUGUACCAAAUAUAAUCACAUAUAGCCUGAAGUUGAAUUUAACAAUAUCUAAGUUUCAUGAGGAUUUUAAAGUUUUAAUUGUAUUGUUUUUUUAAAGAGAGAUGUCUGAGUCAUUUUGUCAGACCUCCUGUAAACUUUUAGAAAACAUUUCAACAUCAUGUCUGCAAAUAAGAUGCUUUAUUUAAGUAAAUGAGACACCAAGGGGGUAAUUAGCACUUGUUUCAACCAAUCUGGGUGUAUGAGAUUUCAAGGCAAAAUGAAUUGGCCUAUAUUAUACUGUCCUACUUACUACCUGGCUGUUAAUCAAAUGAAUGAAUGAAAUGACAGAAAAUAGCUAUUUAAAACUGAUUUUAUCAUGAUUUUAAAACGAUAUAUUUAUGUGGCUCUACUUUGACAGUCAGUAGUGCUAUCAUGACAACACUACAUUUUCAUAAGCCUACCUAUGGGGGGUAAUAACACACGGCUGAAUAUUCCCAUUCACCAUCAAGUUUAGACAGCAGUCAACACUAUUUCUAACACAAGUUUCUGCACUUCAAAUUCAUAUUAUACUGUUUAUAAAUUUGUCCUCUUAGCUGUUAACCGAUUUUUGAAAGUUACCAAUAAUGUUUUUUGCCACAGUGUUAUUAAGCAGGGAUAAAAUUAGCCUGACUACUUUCUACAGAUUGAGUUGAUUUAACUUGUAAGAUCAGGUUUUUGUUGGCAACAACCAUCUGUAAGGAAAUAGCAAACACUGCUUACAGGGUGUAGAUCAUCUAGAGUUAUAUUUCUAGGACUGCAGGGGUAAGAGCCACAGUAUGAUGAUUUAAGUUCAUCCAAAUAUAACUCUGAAUUCACAACUUGUCUCCUAAACUAUGUCUUGAGAUAAAAAGAGUAAAAAGAAAUAACCGACAAGGGUGAGAGAAAGAGAGAGCUGUGCCAGAUGAGGGAUCAUAAAAUGCACCAUGUAAUUUUGAACUUCUCUGUAUCAAAUGUUUUUAAACUGGAUUACAUCCCAUGUCAUUCACAUAGUUUUUAAGUUCCAAUUACUGCGGUUUUUGGGCUUUUGACAUCCAGAAGCAUCCAAACGUCACCACAGCUGGGUAAUAAAAGUUUUUACAACUUUUUUGUGUUUUACAGAUAACAGCUGGUGAUCCUGACAAGACAGUUUUUCUCUUGAGUUUCUUUUUUUACUCUUUCUAUUAAAAAAUGAACUUGCCUUAAAUAGCACCUCACUCAGUGGUAUAGUAAAUGUAUGUAUGUGUAUGUAUGUAUACAGCGUCUCAUGUCUUACUGCUGCUUCUCCUCUCUUGUUCAGGCCACCUUAGCCAGCUGAGCCAGCAGCAGCAACAACACAGGUUGCCUCUGGGACACUUCCAAGUGAGACGCAUGCUCACUGCAGACGACAUCCAGGACGAUUUUGACUGGGACUCUAUCGUCUAAACAGAGCUGCUGUACAAACAGAGAGACUGCAAAAAGACAUGUGGGUUCAGGUGAGCGAUGGAACUGGCCUACCUGCUCCCUUCACCUGUGUGAAAAAGACAGAAGACAAUCCAACAGAAAACAAACGCAAAAGUCAUUUUUCUGAUCUUGCUGGCCUUUUUUUCUGCUACAAGUGGACAAAGAGUCUAAAGACAAUCAUUAAAUAUUUAAGACUUCUUGGAAUUGGACCAAGCCAAACUGUAAACACCCGUCACCAAACAUAAAAGGACACCUGAAGCUUUUUAAAUUGUCUGUUUUGCCCCCUCCUCUCCGGUGUUAGGAGGGUUACAUGUCACCAAAGUGUUGUCGAAUUGUCUGUAAAUUAUUUUAAUAUUAUUGUUUUUAUUAUCGUUAAAAUGUUUAUGCUUUCAACCAUAACUUAAGUAACAGAUCCGGGAAAUUUCAGCCCCACUGCCUGAAAUGAAGAGGAACCAUAUCCUCUUCAAACACCCUUUCACUCGUCUUUGGCCCACGUUCAGCAGGUCUGACCAUUUCAUCUUUUCUUUUUCAUUGUUUUCUUUCGUACUGGGCAUCUUUGUGGCUUUCGCAAUCACUGUCAUGGAGAAGAUAUACAGUAUAUAGGAGAAAAUAAGGAUGGUGUAUAAUGAAUCAGACAUGUUGAGCACCACCUGCUGGUUAAAAAGGGCAUCAUGAAGCUCCCCUCGCCUAAAAAAGCUCUAUGCACCACAGUGUGUCUGAGUAAUCUUCAUGUUCUGUCUCAUCAGGCACCUGUUUGAAUAUUAUUCUGCUCAGUUUGUUGUUUUUAUUUUGCGUGUGGAACAACACAUUAUUCCAUGGUCUCAGGGUGUUAUAUUUAUAUACCAUGUCAGACCAACUCAAAGCCAUUUCCAUUAGUGUAUGUGACUUUACUGUCAGUGUCAUGCCCUCAUGGCAAAGCUUCCUGAGACUAAGGUCAAAAGGUUUGAAAUCCUCAUAUAGCAACUAAUAAGCUAUCUGAUAUCAAAUACUGUGGCGUAAGCUUUUUCAGUCGCUCAAACAACAGACGCAAAUUCAAUGAAAAUAAGACUGGCUUGAUUUUGACAUAAUCAACAGUAAUGAGGAGUUUUCUGAAAUAUGAUCGACUUUUUUAAAGUUUUAUAACUUUCAGAAGUGCAGAUUCAUUAUGAUUAGACAGCAAAGGUUCAGAGGUUUCCAGAAGCCUCUUUAAAUGGAUGAAGAGCAGCUUUUGCACAACACCAAACUUGAUAGCAUCUUGUGAUUUAGAGAGAGACAAGAAAUCUGUGAACAUUUUAUUUCUUUGUUUAGACUUUAAAAAAAUAACAGUUCAGCAGAGACUAAAAUGAAAUGCUCAAUUUGAUUUUUUUUAUUUACAGUGAUGUUUCAUUUCGUCCUUGUACAAGUAUGUAUAGUCCUCUCUGAUUUCCUUUAACAUACACUUCCCUAAAGCUAAAAAAAAAAAUACACAAAAGAAAGAGGUCAUUUGUUUGUAUAAAAUGAAAAUGGGACCUCAGCAAUGGUUGGGAUUGUGAAAACAAGGUCUCAUUAUUGAAAAAGAGGAGAAAGAAAAGAAAAAUACUCAUCUAUUAUUGCCAUUAAAUGCUGUAUUACAGUGACCAGCAUAUAUAUCUUGUAUGUUUGUGUGUUGUUGUCCUUGUAAAUAGCAGUAUGGUACUCCUACAUUUUCCCCUGAAAAACAGACAUCAGAUGAAAAGAAAACAUCAGAUUGGAAAAGAGUAUUUUGUUAUUUGUCCUUCCGCAGUCACAGUAUGUACAUACCUUAACUUUGUUGUAAAUAAGCGAUAAAAAAGAUGCCAUUGGCGUUUUGUGUGUCAAAGAAUAAUCUGUGUAUGGCGGUUCAGCAGUUGAAAUCUGUUUCAGUGUUUAUUAAAAUGUUAUUGAGCAUUUUUACUGCACUAACAUUGAAUCUGCCCGAGUUAUUUCAUCAGCAAGUUCAGAAUUUUACAAAAAAAGCUACUCUGCUGCUGACCUUUCAAUCUUCUCCAGCUUUUAGGAAUCUGUUAUGAUUCAAACUUUGUGAUUUUUAGGCAUUAAACAACUGGAAGAAAACAAGUUUUUUGGACAUUUAGAUUUCUUUCCCUCCCUGGCUGUGUGCUGUAACCACCAUUAGCUUGUUGUCCAACAGGUGUCAGCCUAGCACCAAGUGACACUUUGUUUGCCCUCCAUCGCAUAUAAACUCAGCAGACCACCCAUGCUCUCUGCGUGAAAGUAACACAAUGUUCUAACUGUAUUUACGGCUCCUUUUCAAUCGGAAAAUGUGCUGAAAAGCUGCUCACUUAUGCUACUGUCUGUCAGCCACAGAUGUACACCGUAGUUUUUCUUUGCAAGAACAAGAUAGAUGGUUUAAUAGGUCAAUAUGGGAGCUUGUGUUCUCCUCACUGAUUGUAUAAACACUGUCAAACAUUAUGAUGGGUAACUUCUAGUGGAGCUGUGCUGUACUGCAGACACUUUCUUGGCUUUAGACUCUGUGGUCAGGGAUUAUUGAAAACAGCUCCAAACUCUGUUUACAUUAGGCUCCAUUCAUCGAGACAGAGCCUGUUGCUUCACCAACUUUUCUGACUGUAUAAACCUGAUGGUUUCAUUUCGUAGUGCCUUGCUUGUCUUGAUAAACACGCCAACAGUCCACUUAUCAGCAUUUCCAAGUGUGGGUUUGCGCGUGUUUGUGUGUGUGUGUGUGUUGUAGAUAUUGCAGGGUUUGCAAACAGAGGGGCUGGCCCUGCAUCGGGAGGAGAGCGCAUCCGACACGGGGCUGGACAACGAGGGGCUGAAAUCACCUAACUGCCCCAAUCAAGACACCCUCCUCCCAACCCAA